GUCUUGGUUUCAGUCUCGGGGAUUAUGACUUGAAACAGUUGGAAAAUAGAUAUUAUUUAAAGAAAUACAUAUAUAUAUAUAUACGGUAUUUAUACACACACAUAUAUAUAUAUAUAUAUAUAUUUGUUCAGCCAUAUAGUUCGCAUAGAGUUUUUACGAAAGAGUCGCAGCAUACAUAUAGAACGUCGCAAGGAUAACGCAUUGAACAAUAAAGAAGCGAAAGUAUCUGUAAAGAAAUAUAUUUCAAUAUAUACAUAAAUAUAUAAAGUGAAGAAGCAAAUCAAAAGAGAGAAAAGUGAUCGAGAGGUGUUUUAUUUUUAGUGCAGUUGACAACUGCAUCGAUUUGGUUGUCAUUUUCAAUGAUAUAUAGUGAUAUAUAACGACUUAAAAUGCAACGACAAAAUCCGAACCCAUACCAGCAGCAGCAGCAGCAGCAGCAGGAGCAGCACCAACAACAACAGGUGCAGCAGCAAUACUCCACCCAGGAGUAUUCGCACUCCAGCCAAGAGCAGCAUCAGCAGCAAAGGAUUAGCCGCACUGAACAACAUGUUCAGAGGAGUCAAAUCACUACUCAGCAACGAGUACAACAACAUCAAGGCGGUAUCGGAGGCACCUAUGUACCGCCCUCGUUGACACACGUUUAUGCCCAAGGUGACAUCUCACCGCCUGUAUUUGAGCAAAUCUUCAAGAACGCUCGCUUCGCUCAGGGUGGCAACGCCCUAUUUGAAGGUAGGCUGCGUGGCAACCCGAAGCCAUUCGUUACAUGGACCCGAAAAGGCGCACCACUUCUCGAGUCGCAAAAGUUUCGGAUGAGCUACAACGAAGCCACAGGUGAUGUGUCCCUACUGAUCAACCAGAUAGGGCCCGGAGACGAAGGCGAGUACACGUGUACGGCUCGUAAUCAGUACGGCGAAGCCAUCUGCAGUGUCUAUAUUCAACCGGAAGGCGCUCCAAUGCCUGCACUGCAGCCCAUCCAGAAUCUGGAGAAGAACAUCUACUCCAAUGGUUAUUCGUAUACAUCCAUUGAGGAAGAAUUCCGUGUGGAUACGUUUGAGUAUAGACUUUUGCGUGAGGUCUCCUUUAGGGAGGCUAUUACGCGUCGCUCUAGCUAUGAGCAAGACACUCAACUGUCCCAUGAGCUUGAUCGCUCCCUGGGCCCAGCGCAAGCACCACAAAUAUCGCAGAAGCCCAGAAGCUCAAAGCUCAUUGAGGGCUCUGAUGCUGUGUUCACAGCCCGCGUGGGCUCCAACCCGAAACCACGUCUUACCUGGUUCCACAACGGACAACGUCUGGUAGCCUCGCAAAAAUAUGAGAUCUCUUAUUCGAGUGGUGUUGCCACUCUGCGUGUGAAGAACGCCAAUGCCAAGGAUGGCGGCCAUUAUACCCUAUUGGCCGAGAAUUUGCAAGGCUGCGUCGUCUCCUCAGCUGUGCUGGCCGUCGAGCCGGCAGCUGAGACUGCCUACGAACCCAAGCCCGUGGAUCAGAUGGCUGAGCAGCUGGAAGCUGGCAAGGCUUUGCCGCCCACAUUUGUCAAGGCCUUUAACGAUCGCGAAGUCACCGAGGGACGCAUGACGCGUUUUGAUUGCCGUGUUACUGGCAAUCCCUAUCCCGAGGUCUUUUGGUUUAUCAAUGGCCGUCAAGUGCGCGACGAUGCCUCGCACAAGAUCCUGGUCAACGAGUCCGGCAGCCAUUCGCUGAUGAUCACAAACGUGAGCCGAUUAGAUGGCGGCGCUGUGCAAUGCUUGGCCCGCAACAAGGCCGGUGAGGUUGCCAUCGAGGCGCAGCUGCAUGUACUGGAGAAAGAGCAAGUUGUCGCACCACAAUUUGUUCAACGCUUCAGCACGAUGACUGUGCGCGAGGGUGAGCCCAUUAGCAUGAGCGCCAAUGCCAUUGGCACACCAGUGCCGCGCAUCACCUGGCAAAAGGAUGGUGUACAAAUUUCAUCAACUGCUGAACGCUUUGUGGGCAUUGAUGGCGGCGCCACCUGCCUGGAGAUACCCCAAGUCAAAGCAAGCGAUGCUGGCUGGUAUCAGUGUACCGCACAAAAUAUUGCCGGUUCCACAGCGAACCGGGCAAGACUCUAUGUCGAAGUUCCCAGAGAGCAACCAAGUCAAGAACAAAGGCGUCUUAAUCUACCAAGACCAACGAAAGUUAUCGAGCCUGAGCCAAUCCCUGGUCCUGAAAUCAUUUAUUUGCGCCAUGUGGAACGCGCCAAGCCCCAUCUGCGACCUGGCGAGGAGGAUCGCGUUUAUCCUCCACCACAGUUCAUUAUACCCCUGCAAAAUGUGCAGCAAACCGAAGGUGGUCGAGUCCACAUGGAGGCGCGCAUUGAACCCGUCGGCGAUCCAAGCAUGGUCGUCGAAUGGUUCCUCAAUGGUCGUCCGCUGGCAGCCAGUGCCCGCGCCACAUCUGUCUUCAAGUUUGGCUUCAUUGCUCUGGAUCUGCUGAGCAUCAUGGGUCACGAUUCUGGAGAAUACAUGUGUCGAGUCAGCAAUGCCAGCGGUGUGGCAGAGUCGCGGGCCAUUUUGUCUGUGGUCCAGCGACCAUCCAUUGAGCAAUCGUCGCAGAAUCCGAACAGUUUGCAUUACAUCAACCAGCUGGAAGAUUACUCGCGCUAUCAACGCCAGGAGAGCUCAGAGGAGUUGAUGAAUCAAGCUCCACAAUUUAUACGUCCACUGCGCGAUCUGGGUGAAUUCGAGGAGGGCAAGAAUGUGCACUUUGAGGCGCAAGUGACCCCAGUUAAUGACCCCAGCAUGCGUGUGGAAUGGUACAAGGAUGGCUUACCAAUUACCGCUAGUUCGCGCAUCACGGCCAUAUUUAACUUCGGCUAUGUCUCCCUAAACAUAUUGCACCUACGCGCCGAAGAUGCCGGUAACUACACCGUGCGUGCCGUAAAUCGCAUUGGUGAAGCCAUCAGCCAGUCCACCAUACGCGUGCACAUGCGCUCCCAGGUCACCGCUGAUCUGGGCAUACCCGAACAGCAGCGUUACAUAGAAAAGGUUGAGGAAUUGGAGGACUACCGCAAGUCCCAGCAGCGUCGCCACGUCCAGGAGGCCCCGGAGGCCAUUGCGCCGCCCCAAUUUAAAACACCAAUCCAGAAUCAGUUGGAUUUGCGUGAGCACGCGCAUGCGCAUUUCGAGGCACGUCUCGAACCCAUUGGCGAUUCAACCAUGCGCGUGGAGUGGCUUAAGGAUGGGCAACCUCUUGAGGCAAGCUCGCGCAUAACCACCUAUCAUAACUUUGGCUACGUCGCGUUGACCAUCAAGCAGAUAACCAUAUACGAUGCUGGCACCUACACUUGCCGCGCCUACAAUGCCAUGGGGCAGGAUACAACCACGGCCCAGUGUACGGUCAUAUCAAAGAACGAGAUUGUCUCGGAUACGCAACAUCCGGGUGGUCUGCAAAAGAUCCAGCAUUUGGAGGACUCAUCACGCUAUGGUCGUCGUGAGGAGGAGGAAACGUACAUAACACAGGCACCGCGCUUCCUGGGCCCACUCAAGGGCACCACCAAGAUCCUGGAGGGUCAACGCGCUCACUUUGAGGCGCGCGUGGAGCCACAAAGUGAUCUGGGCAUGCGCAUCGAAUGGUAUCACAAUGGCCGCGCUAUUACCGCAGCCAAUCGUAUACAAACAUACUAUGACUUCGGCUAUGUUGCCUUGGACAUUUCACAGGUGCGCGCCGAGGAUGCGGGCAUAUACACUGUGGUAGCUAGAAACAAGCUAGGUGAAGCUCAAUUGCAAGCAACGAUGGUAGUGGAAACUCGUUCCAACAUCGACACAUCUAGCAUGCACCGCGGCCUCUAUGAAAAAACGCAGAAUCUGGAGAACAAACCUUUCGUGGAGCCACAGUAUGACAUCGAGGAGAUCUCAAAGUCGAAGCCCGUCUUUGUGCAGCCUCUUACCGAUCCCAAGCCCAUACACGAUGGCAAAAAUAUUCAUCUGGAGUGCCGUCUUGAGCCCAUGGGAGAUCCUACAAUGCGCGUUGAAUGGUUCCAUAACGGACGCCCAGUCACCGUCGGCUCAAGGUUCCGCACCUACUACGAUUUUGGUUUCGUCGCCCUGGACAUUAUCCAGGCUACGGCAGCGGACUCUGGCGAGUAUACUGUGCGCGCCACCAAUCAUCUGGGCUCAGCCCACACCUCCGCCUGUGUGCGUGUAAUUGAUCGCACCGAUGUGGUGACUGAAACUCAAAAUGAGCAAUCGUUGGAGCAGAUUCAGUUGCUUGAAGACUCGCGUCGGCGUCACCAUCAGGAAGAAGAUAUAACCAUCAUGCAGGCGCCGCAGUUUACACGUGCACUUCAUAACAUCGAAACCGUCGAAGGCACCAAUGUGCAUCUGGAGUGCCGCCUGCAGCCCGUGGGCGAUCCUAGCAUGCGCAUCGAAUGGCUUGUUAAUGGCAAGCCAGUAAAGACGGGCCAUCGUUUCCGUCCCGCUUACGAAUUUGACUAUGUUGCGCUGGACUUGCUCGGCUGCUAUGCAAUUGAUUCGGGCGUCUACACGUGCCAAGCACGUAAUCAAUUGGGCGAGGCUGUCACCUCUUCCUCCGUUCGCAUCAUCGCCAAAAAAGAUUUGAUUCUGGAAACCCAGAAUGAGUCUGGCCUGCAGAAGAUCCAAUAUCUGGAGGAUUCCUCACGGUAUCGUCGUAAUGAGUUUGUUGAUGAGGUGGUCAAAAUUCGUCCACGCUUUCUUACCCAUCCAAAGAGCCUGACCAACACCCGCGAGGGUGCCCACGCGCACUUCGAGUGCAAAAUAGAGCCAGUCACUGAUCCCAAUCUGAAAGUGGAGUGGUUUAAGAAUGGCCGUCCUAUUACUGUAGGCCAUCGUUUCCGUCCCAUACAUGAUUUCGGCUACGUGGCUUUGGAUAUUGUUGGCCUGAUUGCAGAGGACUCUGGUGUUUACACUUGCCGCGCUGUUAAUCAGAUUGGCUCCGAUGAAACUCAGGUGGAGCUGCAAUGCCGCAGCGGCGAACAAAUUGUCACCGUUACCCAGAACGAGGCUGGUUUGGAGCAGAUUCAUUAUCUGGAGGAUCGUUCGCGAUAUAGCCGCCGCGAGGAAAUCGACGAGAGCACCAAGCAGGCGCCAGUCUUCACCACCUCGUUGAAAAACAUUGAGAUCAAGGAAAAUCAGCGUGCCCACUUUGAAUGCCGUUUGAUUCCGGUUUCCGAUCCCUCCAUGCGUGUAGAAUGGUACCACAACAACUUGCCCUUAAAAUCUGGCUCCCGUUUUACAGAGACCAACAACUUUGGCUUCGUUGCCUUAGACAUUAUGUCCACUCUGCCAGAGGAUGCGGGUACCUACACUUGCCGUGCCUACAAUGCAGUGGGUGAAGCCAUCACCUCUGCCGUUGCCGUGGUGCACACCAAGAAGUCCAUUUAUUUGGAGUCCCAGCACGAGACUGCAUUGCCACGACUGCAGCACUUGGAGGAUGGCUCCAAGCGUCAACGCAUUAGCGUUCAGGAUGAGUUUGUCUCGCAGGCUCCGGUCUUUACCAUGCCCGUGAGGGAUGUUCGUGUAGCUGAGAACCAAGCUGUGCAUUUUGAAGCCCGUCUCAUUCCCGUGGGUGAUCCAAAACUCAAGGUUGAAUGGCUGCGCAAUGGCCAGCCCAUUGAGGCUUCUAAUCGCACAACCACCAUGCACGACUUUGGAUAUGUGGCUCUGAACAUGAAGUACGUCAAUCCCGAGGAUUCUGGCACCUAUACCUGCCGUGCGGUUAACGAGCUGGGUCAGGCCGUGACAUCCGCCUCUCUGAUUGUGCAGUCUAAGACGGCCAUUCAGCUUGAGACACAGCACGAAGCAGCCAUGCACAAGAUUCAUCAGCUAGAGGAUCACAGCAAGUACCAGCGCCGUGAGGAGGAGGAAUAUACCGUUACCACUGCGCCCACGUUUGUCACCAAGCUUAUUGGACCCACCAAUCUGGUUGAGGGUCAAAGUGCCCAUUACGAGUGCCGCAUUGAACCCUAUCCGGAUCCAAAUCUGAAGGUUGAGUGGUUACAUAACGGUAAGCCCCUGAGCACCGGCCAUCGCUUCCGCACCACCUACGAUUUUGGUUUUGCCGCCCUCGACAUUCUCACUGUCUAUGCGGAAGACAGUGGGGAAUACACUUGCCGUGUGACCAAUAAUCUGGGCGAGGCUGUCAACUCGAUUGCCCUCAAUGUGACUUCCCGUUCGUCAAUUAUUCAUGAAACCCAGCACGAGGAGGCGCUGCAUAAGAUUCAGCAUCUGGAAGAUACAUCCCGCUUCCAGCGCAAAACCGAAGAGGAUCAAUUCCACGCAGAGCGUCCACAGUUCGGACGCCCACUGCGUAAUGCCAAGGUCAAUGAGGGCACACCCGUACAUCUUGAAGCCACACUGAUCCCCGUGAACGAUCCCACUAUGAAGGUCGAAUGGUAUUGCAAUGGCAAACCCAUUCAGUCGGGACACCGUUUCAAGACCACUUACGAUUUCGGUUUUGUUGCCUUGGACAUACUGUAUGCCCACGCCGAAGAUACGGGCACCUACAUGUGCAAGGCUAAAAAUGCUGUUGGGGAAGCUGUCACGACUUGUGCUGUAAACGUAACAGCAAAUAAGACACUGGAUCUGGAUACGCUCGAUGCUCAACGACUGGAGAAGAUUCGCCAGCUUGAAACCUAUGUGGCACCCGCAAAGGUCGAAGUGGAGGAGAAAGGACAGAAACCAAUUUUCCUUACCCCACUUAGCAAUCUAGAGCAUCUUAAGGAGGGCGAGCACGGCCAUUUGGAGUGUCGCGUUGAACCUAUCAAUGAUGCCAAUCUGAAGAUCGAGUGGUUCUGCAAUGGAAAGCAAUUGCCUACUGGACAUCGUUAUCGCACCACCCACGACUUUGGCUACGUAGCUCUGGACAUUUUAUACGUUUAUGGCGAGGACACAGGCACUUAUAUGUGCAAGGCCACCAAUCUCCUGGGCGAAGCGGUCAAUACCUGCAAUGUGCGUGUGCUGAACCGACGCAGCAUGAUUUUGGACACUCAGCAUCCUGAUGCACUGGAGAAAAUACAGAAGUUGGAGUCCAAGGUUGUCACCACACGCACCGAAGUCGGCGAUCACCCCAUUGGUCCACCCCAUUUCACCGCUGAAUUGCGUGGCUCCACAGAGAUAUACGAGGGGCAAACGGCUCACUUUGAAGCCCAGGUGGCGCCCGUGCACGAUCCCAACUUGCGAAUUGAAUUCUAUCAUAAUGGCAAGCCCCUGCCAUCGGCUGCCCGAUUCCACAUCACCUUUGACUUUGGCUAUGUAUCAUUAGACAUUACUCAUGCCGUGGCCGAAGAUGCGGGCGAAUAUUCUGUGCGUGCUGUUAAUGCCUUGGGUCAGGCCGUAUCUACGACCAAUCUGCGAGUGAUCGCCCGCGGCACUAUUAUUUCAGACACUCAACAUCCUGAAGGCCUAGAGAAGAUACGUAAAUUGGAGUCGACGGCACCGCAUCAGCGCCAGGAAGUUGAAACUCCUGGCACACGCCAGCGUCCAGUGUUCACACAACCGCUUCAAAAUAUUGACCGCAUCAAUGAGCACCAGACCGCCCACUUUGAAGCUCGUCUGAUUCCAGUGGGUGAUCCCAACCUGAAGGUCGAAUGGUACCGUAACGAGAAACUGAUCGAAGAUAGUUCCCGAAUUACUAAGCAGCAUGACUUUGGCUUUGUUUCGCUGGAUAUCUCGCACAUCCGCAAGGAGGACGAGGGCGUUUACAUGUGUCGCGCCAUCAAUCCGCUGGGUGAGGCCGUCACCACCGCGUCUAUGCGCGUGGUUACUGAGGCUAGCAUCCAAAUGGAUACUCAACAUCCGGACAGCAUCCGUCGUAUUCAUCAGCUGGAGAAGCCGCUGGCUCCACUUCCCACCGAGCCGGAGCGUCUCUUCGAGAAGCCCAUCUUCACACAGCUUCUUACAGGUCCGUCUGAGCUGUGGGAGGGUGCACAUGCGCACUUUGAAGCUCGUGUUGUACCUGUGGGUGAUCCUUCACUCAAGUUCGAGUGGUUCAUUAAUGGCGUGGAACUGCAAAUGGGAUCCCGUCUGCGCACCACCCACGACUUUGGCUUUGUCACUCUGGACAUUGCCGCUGUGGUGCCUGAGGAUGCUGGUGUGUACAUGUGCCGCGCCUACAAUGCCGCUGGCGAGGCUGUGUCUUCCACUGCCAUGAAGGUGAAGACGAGAGCCAACAUUGAUGGACAGCCCUUGAUUCCCGAGUCCUGGGAGGCCAUUCGCCUGAAGGAGGCAGCAAUGAACCGUGUGCCUGAAAUGUUUGUGGACUCUACACCACAGCAGGCUCCAGUUUUCACCACCCACUUGCAGAGCUAUGACAAAUUGCACGAGGGUCAGCAUGUUCUUCUGGAGGCUCAGGUAGAGCCACGCGCCGAUCCCAAUCUGCGCAUUGAGUGGUUCAAGAACGGCAUCUCAUUGACCACCGGCUCUCGUAUACGCAGCACCUUUGACUUUGGCUUGGUUACCUUGUCCAUUAAUGGCUUGCGUGAGGAUGACUCCGCUAUUUACACUUGCAAAGCCACCAACCAGGUGGGCGAGGCGGUGUCGACUUCGUCACUCAAGAUUGAAGAUCGCCACUGGCUACACGCUGAGUCCUUGCAUCCGGACUCACUGCCACGAAUUGGUGAGCUGGAGGCACCUAAGGAGGGUCGUCCAGAGGCCCCAGAGCCGACUUAUGAGACGCCCGUGUUUAUCACACAUCUGAACAACAUUGAGUGCAAGGAGAGCGACAAUGUACGCUUCGAGUGCAAUGUAGAGCCAGCCCGUGAUCCAACUAUGAAGAUUGAAUGGUUCUACAAUGGACAACCCCUGCAGGCCGCUGCCAAGUUCAAGUCCAUCUAUGACUUUGGCUAUUGUGCCCUGGAUCUGACCAAUGCGUAUGCCGAGAACAGCGGCAUCUAUACCUGCAAGGCCACCAAUAGCAAGGGCUCGGCCACCACUUCUGGAACAUUGAAAUGCACUGGUGGCAAGACCAUGUUCUUGGACACCCAACAUCCACAGGGUGAGAGCGGUCUAGAAGCUGUGCAGGAAACGGAAGAGGCAUUGGCCAAUCGAUAUGCCCAGAAGACAACCAAGCCGGAGACUCAAUACCCACCACCCGUCUGGACUAAGCCACUGCAGCAGGAGUUCCACCUUUCCGAGGCGCAACCCAUCCAUCUGGAAGCCAAUGUGGAGCCCAAAGAGGAUCCCAACUUAGUUAUCGAAUGGUAUUUCAAUGGCAAGCUGCUGCAGCAUGGUUCACGCUUUAAGAUGACCACUGAAUUCGGUUUCGUUACCAUGGAUAUGAUAGAAGUGUACUCCAGAGAUCAGGGCAUUUACACUUGCAAGGCCUACAACAAGGCUGGCGAGGCAUUCACCUCUACAACAAUAUUCUGCUCUAGCAAGGACAAUAUCAUUGAAUCCACUCAGCAUCCAAAGGGCGCCGAGGGUCUGGAGCAAAUUCAAGAUCUAGAGGACUCAUUGCGCAAGGAUGGCAGCAAGCCGGAGCAGCCAGAACAGGGCAUUGCACCACGUUUCACCACCGAAUUCGUUAACAUUGUGGAUAUUGGCGAAGGCGAGCUGGCCCAUUACGAGGCCAAUCUUAUACCUCUGGGAGAUCAGAGCAUGGUCAUUGAAUGGUUCUUCAACGGAAAGGUUCUUGAGGCCAGCCAUCGCGUUCGCACCAUCUAUGCCUUUGGUACCGUUGCACUGGAAGUGCUGGGCACCAAGAUCGAGGAUACUGGCACCUACACCUGCCGUGCCACUAACAAAUAUGGUUCGGCUGAGAUUAGCUGCACUUUGGAGUGUGUGGAGAAGCCACGUGGUCAGAAGCCGCACUUCACCUCGCAUAUUCAGCCGCUGCAGGGCCUGAAGGAUAGUCAAUCUGCGCACUUUGAGUGCACCUUGAUUCCGGUUAAUGAUCCGGAGCUCAAGGUCGAGUGGUAUCAUAAUGGCAAACUGCUCCGUCACUCCAAUCGCAUUAAGACGGUAUCCGACUUUGGCUAUGUGGUCCUGGACAUUGCCUAUCUGCAGGAUCACGACAGUGGUGAAUAUGUUUGCCGAGCCUACAACAAAUAUGGCGAGGACUUCACUCGCACCACUCUCAACUGUGGUGGUCGUGGCGGCGUUUUCUACGACAGCUUGCAGCCCGAUUCACUGCAAAGGAUUCGUGAGCUGGAAUGCCCACAGGGACAGCAGACUGAUACCAGCGCACCGCUGGUUGCCGAACCACCCAAGUUUAUUACGCAGAUCAGCGAUGUCACCAAGCUGGUGGAGGGCCAGAGCGCUCACUUCGAGGCCCGCCUGACGCCGAUUACCGAUCCUGACUUGGUGGUUGAAUGGUAUUUCAAUGGCAAGAAGCUUCCACAUGGCCAUCGUUUCCGCACCUUCCACGACUUUGGCAUUGUCAUCCUGGACAUACUCUAUUGCUACGAGGAGAACUCUGGCGUUUACGAGUGCCGUGCCUACAACAAGUACGGCGAGGAUGUUACUCGUGCUAGUCUGAAGUGCGCAUCCAAGGCCAGUCUUAUUUUGGACUCACAGCUGCCACGAGGCAUGGAAGGUGGUCUGGAGAAGAUUGCCAAUCUAGAGUACAGCAUGGUACGCUCGCGUGAGGAGACUACUGAAGAAACCAGAGGUAAGGCACCUGUAUUCACCGUGCCACUGGAGAAUAUUGAAAACCUGCGCGAGGGCGAGAAUGCUCACUACGAGGCACGCAUAACGCCCGCCGAUGAUCCCAAGCUGAAGGUAGAAUGGUACUGGAAUGGCCGCCCAUUGAAGGCAGGCUCACGCUUCCGCACCUUCUGCGACUUUGGUUUUGUCAUCUUGGAAAUUUCGCCCGUUUAUCCCGAAGAUUCGGGUGAAUACUCGUGCCGUGCCAUCAAUGAGUACGGUGAGGCUGUGACCACCGCAACGAUGAAAAUUCAGGGCAAGCGCAGUAUCAUCAUGGAAUCGCAACUGCCCAAGGGCAUGGAGGGCACCAUCGAUCGUAUCGCCGAGCUGGAGGGUCUGGGCUCGCGCAGCACAGAGUUUGUACCGGAAGACGAUACAGGCAAGCCGCCUGAAUUUAUUACGACACCUUUCGACAUGGUCAUCGGAGAGAACUCCUUGGCCCACUUCGAGUGUCGUCUGCAACCCAUUAACGACCCGUCCAUGCGUGUGGACUGGUUCCACAACGGCAAGGCAUUAUGGUCCGGCUCUCGCAUUAAGACCAUUAACGACUUUGGCUUUGUCAUUCUUGAGAUUGCCGGCUGCUACCAGCGUGAUACAGGUCUGUAUACCUGCAAGGCGACCAACAAGCAUGGGGAAGCCACGGUGUCCUGCAAACUGCAGGUCAAGGGUCGCCAAGGCAUUGUUGUGGAGCCGCAGUUGCCCUCCAACUUCCGCACUGGCACUGAGAGCCUGCAAAAGCUGGAGGAGAGCAUGCACAAGCGGGAAGAGAUUGUCAUCGAUGAGGAGCAACCAAAUCCACCCAAGUUUAUUGAACAAAUCAAGGAUAACUUGGAUGUGCCCGAAGGUGGACCGAUACACUUCGAUUGCCGUGUAGAGCCCGUUGGUGAUCCAACAAUGCGCAUCGAAUGGUUCUACAAUGGACGUGUCAUGGCCACCGGCUCCAGAGUGCAUCAACUGAACGACUUUGGCUUCAUUGCUUUGGAUAUUGACUACAUCUAUGCCCGCGAUUCCGGCGAGUAUACCUGCCGUGCCACCAACAAAUGGGGCACUGCCACCACCACUGCAAAGGUCACCUGCAAGGGCAAGCACAACAUUGUUUAUGAAUCACAGCUGCCUGAGGGCAUGACCGCAGAGAAGUUAAAGGAACUGGAACGCGGACGCAUACCAGAGGUACCCCAGAUUGUUGAGGAGCAGUUUGGACCACCGAAGUUCAUCACUCAAAUAGCUUCAUGCACGGCCGAGGAAUCUGAAGCCGUGAGGUUCGAAUGUCAAGUAGAGCCCAAGACGGAUCCCAGCCUGCGCGUUGAAUGGUAUCGCAAUGGCAAACCUUUGCCCCUGGGUCAUCGCUAUAGAAACGUUUUUGACAUGGGCUUCGUCUCGCUGGACAUUUUGUAUGUGUACAGCGACGACUCUGGCGAGUACGUUUGCCGUGCUGUCAACAAUCAUGGCGAGGAUCGCACCAAGGCUACUGUCUCCUGCAAGAAAUUGCCUACGAUAUUGCUGCAAAAUCAAGUGCCACGUGGCAUGAAACGCUCCGAAACGCUCACCCAAAUGGAGGCCACAAUCAAGAAGUACACGACCGAGGUGCAUUUAACCGAGGAUGAUCUUUUCGAUCCCGAUCGCAAACAGCCACCUCGCUUUGUUACCCAGAUCAAGGAACAGCUCACAUUGACGGAGAUGGCCAAAACCAAAUUCGAGUGUCAGCUGGCGCCUGUAGGUGAUCCGAACAUGAAGGUCGAAUGGUUCUUUAAUGGCAAGCCCUUGCUCUACAAAAAUCGCUUCGAGCCCAUCUACGAUUUUGGCUAUGUGGCCAUGAACUUCGGCUGGGUAUAUCCCGAGGACAGCGGCGAAUACGUUUGCCGAGCCACAAACUUGUAUGGCAUGGACGAGACUCGUGCUCUGAUCAAGGUUUCCGGCAAGCCAGGUAUUGUCUACGACUCCCAAUUGCCGGCCCAUAUGCAGAGUAUUGAUCGCAUUCGCGAAAUGGAAGCUUCCUGGCAAGUUGUGCCCGAUGAAGUUGAUCCUGAUGCCAAGCCCAGAACGAAGCCCAUGUUUGUUAGCAAGCUGGAGCCCCAGACGGUAGAGGAGGGUGAACCCGCUAGGUUCUGUGUGCGCGUCACCGGACAUCCACGUCCUCGAGUCAUGUGGUUAAUCAAUGGUCACACUGUUGUGCAUGGAUCUCGUUACAAGCUGACCAACGAUGGCAUGUUCCAUCUUGAUGUACCCAAGACGCGUCAAUAUGAUACUGGCAAGGUGGAGGUUAUAGCGCGCAACUCUGUGGGCGAAUCGAUUGCUUCGACCGAACUGAAUGUUGUCGCACGCUCUGAUGAUUAUCGCAAUGUGCUCAAGAACUCACCACGCCCCUGGUACGAUUAUGAGCUAGCAGGCUAUCAGAAGGAGCGUCAGGAGAACGAGUUAGAAAAGGUAUUCGAUGAACGUAAGCAAUAUUUGUCUGAGCAGAGUGCGCACACUCUGAAGGGCGUUGAACACUUGAAGCCCAAGCAGUAUAAGCCACAAACACCCGAGUGGCAACAGAGCGUCAAGGCCAAAAAGAGCGAGGAGUACUACAACAAGUUGCAGGAGCUGGAAACCGAGCAGCUGCUUAAAGAGACCACAUUACGCAGAGAUAAUCAUCAAUAUGCCAUACCCGGCGAGAAGGUUGUCAGCAGCUCCGCUGCCAAGGGCAUGGCACAGUCCUACGAGGAGAAUCUUCAGGAGCAGACCAGCACCACUCAAAUCAAGGCGGCACCACCAAAGGGCGUAGCCCAACCUUCGGAAUCCUCGGUGCAUGGACGGGAGGUGCACAUGAACAAACAGCAGCAAGUUCAGAAGGAGAUUCAAGGCGAUUUGGAGAUCACUCGCAAGAUCACGGCUACUGAGACAACAGAAAUGGAGCACAAGGGCACAAUACAGGAGCGCGUUGUAAAGGGUCCCGUCAAACCCGCAAAGGCACCUGUCUUUACCAAGAAGAUUCAGCCAUGCCGCGUCUUUGAAAAUGAGCAGGCCAAAUUCGAGGUUGAGUUUGAGGGCGAACCUAUGCCCACUGUGAAAUGGUAUCGCGAGAGCUUCCCCAUCCAGAAUUCACCCGAUCUGCAGAUUCACACGUUCAGCGGUAAAUCCAUUUUAAUCAUACGCCAAGUUUUCAUUGAGGACUCGGCUGUGUUUUCGUGUGUGGCCGAGAAUCGUGGUGGAACUGCCAAAUGCAGCGCCAACUUGGUAGUGGAGGAGCGUAGACGUGCCGGCAAAGGCGGCAUACAGCCGCCUAGCUUUGUAAAUACCAUUCAAAGCACCACCGUGGCCACCGGACAACUAGCACGCUUCGAUGCCAAGGUGACUGGCACGCGCCCCAUGGAUGUUUACUGGUUAAAGAACGGCAUGAAGGUUCAGCCAAGCAUUAAAUUCAAGAUGCUGGAAGAGGACAACAUUCAUACAUUGCUGAUCAUUGAACCCUUCGCCGAAGAUUCUGGCCGCUAUGAGUGCGUGGCUGUUAAUGCCGCUGGCGAGGCACGUUGCGAUGGUGAUUGCAUUGUCCAGUCUCCCGCAAAGCCGGAAAAGCCAACUACGCCUGGUAGCGAGAGGCCACCGCACAUUGUGGAGCAGCUGAAAAGCCAGUCCGUGGAGGAGGGCAGCAAGGUGAUCUUCCGCUGCCGUGUGGAUGGCAAGCCCACGCCCACAGCUCGUUGGAUGCGUGGCGAGAACUUCGUGAAGCCAUCCCGCUACUUCCAAAUGACGCGCCAAGGCGAAUACUAUCAGCUUAUCAUAUCGGAGGCAUUCCCCGAAGAUGAAGGCACCUACAAGUGCGUUGCUGAAAACAAGCUGGGCAGUAUUCAGACCAGUGCGCAGCUCAAGGUGCGCCCCAUUGAGAAUCUGGAUGCACCACCAACCAUAACCGCUCUUAAGGAUGUCUCCGUCAGCGAAGGUAUGCCAGCACAGUUCAAAACCACUGUCACGGGCAAAGUGAAAGCUACCAGUGUGCAGUGGUUCCGAGAGGGACAGCUGAUACCUGAAACACCCGAUUUCCAGAUGAUCUUUGACGGUAACAGUGCCGUUCUAUUGAUUGCCACCACCUACGAGGAAGAUUCGGGCAUCUUUACAGUACGUGUGACUUCGUCAACUGGACAGGUCGAGUCAUCAGCCAAACUGACUGUUAAAAAACGACGUAUCUCGGCUUAUCAAUUGCGUCCGAUUGAUUCUGUCGAAGAUGAGUCAUCAUCAUCUGGCAGGGAAGAUAGCUCUCCUGAAUCGCCGCAUCAGCAACAGCAGUCGCAGCAGCAGACAGGCGAAUAUGGUCAAUUUCUGGGCGUUAAUGGGCAGGUACAGCAUCAGGGUCGGUCGCGUACUAAGAAGCCUAAGGUACGCAGCAAAUCCUUGCAGCCGCCGACUAAUGUUGUGCCUUGGCGCAAGUCCUCGCGUCCACACCGUGGACGCUCUCUAGACAAGCAACCAUUCCUGCCGGGUUUCAAGCCGGAGCCGGUAAAAUCCUGGACCGAAGAGACAAUUAGCUUAAAGGCCACGCCCAUUGAGAAAAAGAAACCAACACCUAAGCUUGAAGCCGCUAAGGUUGUCCUCAAGUCUAUCAAGAACGAAAGGGAUCAAGGCAUCAUGAGUCUUGGCGCCACCUUAGAGCAGAUUAUUGCUGGCAAAACUGAAAAGGAGGCUGUGCCUUGGAUAACUAUGCGAGAGAAGCUCAAGCAGGUGGAGAGUGUGCAGCAGCAGUUAAGCAAAUUUGACCUUGAUGAGGUCUACUUGCGUCCACUUGAGGGUCAAAUCGAGACGGACGAGCAAUUGCCAAAACAAGCGCAGGUGGAGCAAGUGCAGCGCACCAAGGAAAUCCAACGCCUUAAGAGCAUGGAAAGUGUGGAAAUCAUGGAAAUGACUGAUCAAAUUGAAAAGCUUAUUACCCAGCAACAGAAUAAUAAGGAUCUCAUUCCAUGGAAGGAGAUGCGACAACAGCUUAAGAGCGUGCAACGAGUGACGAAGCAGAUGGACAAGUUCAAGAUUGAAGAGGUUGAGCUACGUCAUCUGCAGGCACAACAUACAAUCAGUGAAGAGUUCCAGAAUGCUACCCAAGAUACAGUUGUAAUGACUAUUGACGAUAGCGCAAAGGGUUCAAUUUCUAAAGUUAUGACGCGCGAUGAGCUUCAGCAUUAUGAGGAUCAAUCCAAUAUCUAUAAACAACAGUUCAUCACCACAGAAGAUGUUAACAUAAUGCACGUCUCGGAGCGUGAAAAGCUGGAGGCACAACGACUGAUCAGAGAGCAACAAGCAGUCAACUGGAGACAGCAGCAUCAGCGUCCCAAAUUGCAGCCACUGACCUCUGUGGAAGAUACAAUUUCACAGACUACUGAACGCCAUAAACUUGUACAGCAGGAAAGCAUCUUGGAGGAGGCCCAGCGUCAGCAGUACGUGCAGAUCGAGGACUCACAAAUGAUGAGCCUUGAGCAAUAUGAACACCAAAAGCUAAUCAACCAGCGCACUCAACAGGAAGCUCACAACUGGCGUCAGCCACGCGAGCCACAGAAGUUCAUUCAGGUUGAGGAUUCGUCUCUGUUACACCUGCAAGAACGUCAGGAUACACAAGAGCAGCAGCUGAUUCAGCCGGACGCCGUUCUUUGGGAUCGGGGUAACAAGAAGCCCGAGCAAGUGCAAGUCCCAGCUCCAGUUCAUGAACAAUAUGUGGAGAAGCCAAUGACAUAUGAGGAAAUGCACGACGAGUUAAUUGAACAAGUUCCAGUCCAACAGCAGGAACCAGUGCCAGUUAUGUGGGAGCGCGGCAAAAAGCAGCCCAUGCAAACGCAACAAAAGACCUUUGAGGAGCUACACGACGUACUGGAUGAAACUGUGAUUGCUCAACAACCAGAACCAGUUCCAGUCAUGUGGGAACGCGGCAAGAAGAAGCCCAUGUCUCAGGAGGUCACAGAUUCUCAGGAAAUUGUGCAGACGACACAAGUUGUUCAGCAACAAAUCGUUGAGGAAACGAAGAAAACGGCAGUGCGCCGAGUAAUUCCACCACGUGAGGCUGAAGAAAGAGUAGAGCAUGUUACACUUAAGCCAACGCCACGACAGCCUCCAAAAGCAGUCCAGAAGUCUGAAGAGUUCCAAUUAAAGCCUCUUAAGAGUACACGAACAGUUCAACAAACUGUUCAAGAACCGCUUCAAGAGGCGACCAAAGAAUCUACAGACAAAUUAGUUGAAGAAAUAACACCCCAGGAACAGGAGCCACCUCAGCCUGUGAUGUGGGAACGUAGUAAAGAAGUUAAGCCCCAACAGCCAGAAAAACAAGUGCAAGAGGUUCCCAAAACACUUGAGGUGGCCGUAGAUACUUUAGAAGAAGAGACCGGUAAGACUGCAGAGUCCCAACCACAGCCAGUAAUGUGGGAGCGUGGCAAGAAGAAGCCCAAACAGCCAGCGGCUCAAGAGAUUCCCAAGUCUCAUGAAGUCGCUGUUGAUAGUCUGGAGGAAGAAACCGUGCCAACUGUUGAGCCAGAGCCCCAGCCAGUAAUUUGGGAGCGAGGCAAAAAGAAGCCCCAACAGCCAACGGCUCAAGAGAUCCCCAAGACUCAAGAAGUCGCUGUCGAUACUCUGGUAGAAGAACCCGUACCAAUUACAGAACCAGAGCCACAGCCAGUGAUUUGGGAGCGCGGCAAAAAGAAGCCGAUACAACCAAAAACUCAAGAUACUCCGAAGUCCGUUGAAGUAGCAGUUGAUACCUUGGAGGAAAAAACCGUCCCAACUGUUGAACCAGAGCCACAGCCAGUAAUGUGGGAGCGCGGCAAGAAAAAGAAGCCACCUACACAAGAAUUGGCAAAGGAAACUGUUGUUGAAUUACCAAAAGAGACUUUUGAAGAAGCAGUCGACGUUCUGCCUGAUGAUGUUAAGGUUGAUGAAAAACCUGAACCUGUUCUAUGGCAACGUGGUAAGAAGAAGGUACCACAACCUAAGCCAGCUGAAGAAUUGCAUCCAGAUGAAGUCGAUGCACAAAUUGAACAAGAUAUCGAGGUUGAGAAUGAAGAAAUUGUCGAGGAAAAGCGCAAAAUCAAGAAGGUUAAGAAACCUAAGCUUUCAAUUGCAGCACCGGAGCAAGCUGAGCAACCUGAAGAAGAGGCUCCACAAGAAGAUAUCCCUGAAGAACAGGAAGAAAAUGUGGAAGAACAAAAAGAUAUUGUUGAAGAAAAGCGUAAGAUCAAGAGGGUUAAGAAACCAAAGCUACCAAUUACACCAUUGGAGCAAAUUGAGCAGCCCGAAGAGGAGGCUCCACAGGAAGAUAUCAGUGAAGAACAGGAAGAGAAUAUCGAAGAACAAGAAGUUGUUGAAGAAAAGCGUAAGAUCAAAAAGGUCAAGAAACCUAAGCUACCAGUUGCUGCUGAUGAGGAAAUUGAGCAGCCUGAAGAGGAGGUUCCGCAAGAAGACAUCAUUGAAGAACAGGAAGAGAAUAUCGAAGAACAAGAAGAAGUUGUUGAAGAAAAGCGUAAGAUCAAAAAGGUCAAGAAACCUAAGCUACCUGUUGCAGCGGAUGAGGAAAUUGAGCAGGCUGAACAGGAGGUUCUACAAGAAGAGAUCACUGAAGAACAGGAAGAUAACGUUGAAGAACAGGAAGAGAUUGUGGAAGCAAAGCGGCAAAUAAAGAAGACAAGGAAACCAAAGAAAUUUGUAGAAGUGACUGCCGAGCCAGAACAACCUACGGAAGACAUUCCAGAAGAGGAAAUCACUGCAGAGCCGGAAGAAAUUAUUGAAGAAAAGCGCAAGAUUAAAAAGACAAGGAAACCAAAACCAAAAGAAGUAGAACAAGAGGAAGAAGAAGAACUUCCGGAAACACAACCCGAAGAAGUUGAAGAAAUCGAAGAGCCUACUAUUGAAGCGCCAACAAAAAAGAAGCCUGUUCCUAAAGCACAAGAAUUCGAGCAAGUAGAAAAAGUUAUGCUUAAGCCUGUGCCAAGGAAACAACAGCAACUGCCUGAUAAGGAACAAUUAGAAGAAGUAACAUUGAAGCCCGUUGCAAAAACCUCCAGUGUCUCCGAGGCGCAACAGCCUGAAACAACUGAAACAGAAUUUGUUGAGACAGAGAAGAUUGUUACAUUUGAAGACCAAGUUGUGGACGUUACUAAGAAACGCGUUAAAAAGAAGAAACCCAAAGUAAAACCGGAAACUCAAGGAUCAAUCGAAGAACCAAUUGAAGAUACAGCAGAACAAGAAGAUGAAACUCUGCAAGAAGAAGAAGAAGAAACCGAGCCUGUGGAAAAUGUGGUCGUGGAACAAGAUAUUGAAGAAGUAGCUCAAAAAGAUAAGGUUACCAAAUUGAAGCCCAAAAAAGAGGAUGUUGUCGAGAUGGUUGAAGAGGUGGCCUUAAAACCAGUGACCCGACCAAAGAAACAAUUACCUCAGGAAGCUACAAUUGAAGAGGUUCGUCUUAAGCCAACGAAACGCUCAACUACCAAGCCUGAUGAGGUAAAACUAGAAGAAGUUGACUUGCAGCAUGUAGAGAGGUUGGAAGAAGAAGUAGUGCAGGAAGAGAAGCGUAAGGUCAAAAAAGUGAAAAAGCCGAAGUAUGAAGAUUUACCCGAAAUACCAGAUACAGAGCCUACGACCUUGGAAGAGGCUGAGCACAUUGACAUCGUAAAAGAGCCUAAGCCUGAAGAAGAAAAACCACAAGUACCUUGGAAGCGUGGUGAGAAAAAGAAGCCAGUUGAGGAACCCUUAGAGGAGAAGCAAUGGCCGACUGGCAAACGGCGACCACUGCCAGAAGAGCAACCUGAAGAGGUUCAUCUAAAGCCAAUUCCAGCCAAGCCCGCCGAAGUGACAUCGAUACCAGAGAAAGCGAUUUCCCCACCUCAGUUACAGCCUGAAGAUAAGGUGGAAAGCGCUGAAGAGACGUCUGAUUUGGAGCCCCUAAAGAUUCCCGAAGACAAACAACCAAAAGAAAAAGUUAAAAAAGAAAAGAAGAAGAAACCAAAGUUGAAGAAGGCUACGCCAUCGGUGGAUGAAGUAUCGGAGGAAGUGGCCGAACCAUUUGCUGAGCCUAUUGCUGAGGAGGAUCAAGUUGAAGGGCUGCCAGUUGAUGAUGUUAAGGUGGUUGCGGUCUCUGAAGACGUGCAGCCAGAGGAAGAAGUUGUGAUUACUGACAAGACACCCGAAACAAAACAAAAGGCGCAUAAGAAACGUACAAAACCAUUGAAGGAAGCUUCGGUUGAAGGACAACCACAGCUACUGGAAGCAGCUGUUGCCGAAAUCGAAAAGGCUGAUGAAAUUUCUCAAGAGAUCUCACAAAAGACUAUAACCCUAUUGAAGAAGACUGAAGACACAAGACCUCAAUUCAUAACAACAGAACAGUUAAUUGAACUCGAUGUGGAAGAUGUAAGGCGAGAUCUCGAAAUGAAGCUCACUUCAAAUAUUAUUAAAAAGGAGAAACGGCGUGUAGUGCUUGAUGACAGCCAACCACUUCCCGAAUUGGAGCUUAUAACGCAAAAACGCAUCCAAGAGGGCAUUGACAAAAUGGCUGAUGAGGAACUUAUUGAGGAUCAGCAAUUGACUCAAAACUUAGAGGAAACGACAACAUCUGAGGUGAUUGGCCAGGAGCGAAAGCUUGUCAAGAAGAAGAAGAAAGAAAUCAAGCCGCCACGCAUAACAGAGAAGCUACGACCACGUCAAUGCGUUCCCGAAGAGCCUACCAUUCUUGAGUGCAAGGUUGAAGGUGUUCCAUUCCCAGAAAUUAAUUGGUACUUUAACGACAUACUAUUGUUUGCUUCGGAGAAGUAUGAGAUAACUGUGGUGGAGCAGGUGGCACAGUUAAAGAUUGCGAAAGUCACUCCCAGCGAUGUGGGUGUUUAUACCUGUGAGGCUAAGAAUGAAGCCGGAGUGGCGACUAGUCGCACCAACAUUAUAUUAGAAAAAGAACAAGGAGUGCCGCCACAAUUUACGAAACCACUUAAGAUCGUGUUUACAGAAGAAAAAGAACCCGAGCGGCUUAAGGUCACAGUAACGUGUCAGGUCACAGGCAAACCAAAUCCUCAAGUCAAAUGGUACCGUGGUAUUGAGGAGGUUAUACCCAACGAAGCUUUGCAGAUGUUCUAUGAUCAGCAGACUGGCGAUGUGGUCCUGGAGGUUAUAAAUCCACCUCCUAACGAGGCUAUUACCUAUUCGAUUCAGGCUCAAAAUCAAUUUGGACGUGCCGUUGGAAAUGCCAAUAUCAUAAGUCGUCUUAAUGAAGUUCCCAAAGAAAUACUUAAAGCACCCACAGUUACGCCAUUGAGUGCGGUGGUAAUUCCAAACGGAGGCACUUUGCUUUUCGAGGCCAAGUACGACGGAAUGCCAAGACCAGAGAUCAAAUGGUUGCGCAACGGUCGUGAGAUAACCGAGAACGAGGACACCAUUAUAGAAACAACCGAAACUACUACCACAAUUAAGGUCAUCAAUGUGACCCGUAAGCGUACAGGCAAAUACGAAGUUUGUGCUAAGAACAAGGUGGGUGAGGCCAAGUCUUCGGGCUCAGUGGUAGUUUCAGACCAAGCGCCUGACAAGCAAAUCAGGCCACCCAGAUUUAUCCAACCACUUGAACCGAAGUUCUUUGGUGAACAUGAAGUUGCAAUACUGGAGGCUGUUGUUGAUUCAGAACCGCUUUCAUCCUUCCAAUGGUUUGUGCACAAUGAGCUUAUUAAGAGCUCCAAUGAAUGCCGCAUUGUUAGCCAGGCCAACAAGUCAACGCUCUUAAUUGAGGACUUCCAAAAGAAGUUCUCUGGUCCAUUUACUUGUCGGGCCGAAAACGUUGGCGGUUCCGUCACAUCAACAGCAACAGUAAAUAUGCUGGAGGCACUGCCGCAGGAAGAGGCUGUGGAAUUCGAAUCGCCACGCUUCAUUGAGGAAUUGAUUCAGCCUGUGGAGGUAAUGGAUGGUGAAACGCUGCUGUUGACUUGUCAAGUGACAGGCAAGCCCACGCCCCGAGUGGAGUGGUAUCACAAUAAGGAAAAGAUUACCGAAACAAAGGAAACGACCAUAUCGCAGGAUGCGCAAGGAAAUUGUCAGCUGCAAAUAACGGAAGUUUUCCCUGAAAAUGAAGGUCAAUAUAAAUGCGUUGCGACAAAUAAGAUUGGCAAAAGCGUCACGAAGACAACAGUUAAAAUUCAAGCAUUUGAAUAUAUCCCCGAUUCUGAAAUCACUGGACUCACAGGAUCUGAGGAGGAUCUACUUGAUAGAACUAUCUCUAUCGACGAACAACCCCCGAAAAUAAUUAAAAAGCUACCUGAAAAAAUCGAACCCAAAGAGGGUGAACAAGCGAAAUUGGAAGUUAAGGUUAUUGGUAAACCAAAACCAAAAGUCAAAUGGCUACGUGACGACGAACAGAUAUUCGCUUCCGAGGAAUAUCAAAUCGAAAAUUUCGAAGAUGGCACCUCAGUGCUGGUCAUCAAUCAUGUAUAUCCCGAUGAUAUGGGCACAAUUAGUUUUGAGGCUUACAAUCCGUUGGGAGUGGCAGUCACAACUGCACUAUUCGCAGUAGAAGGCAUCGUUGGAUCUAAGGAUUAUCGCAAGCCAGAAUGGGUGACUCACAUGGAGGAGAUGCAAGUCGCUCUCAAAGAUACAAAACAAGCCACUGACACAAAACACACACAACAAAAGACACCAACACAAAUUAAAGAAACACAUGAAGUUGAGAUAACGGAAAUUCCCGAAACUAUAAAAAUGGUUCAUGUGGUUGAAACAGUAACCGAAGACGGCAAGCCUAAGAAGAAGAAGAUUCGCACACGAGUUAUCAAGAAGGUUAAGGGCGACAAGCAAGAAUUCACCAAGAUUGAAACCAUCGAAGAGGAUGACAAGCAACCAGAGACAACUGUCACAGUUGAAGAGAUUCCUGUGGAAGAAGAACAACCUGAACAAAUCAAGGAGCUUCCGGAAGAGGUUCAUGUGGUUGAAACAGUAACCGAAGACGGCAAGCCUAAGAAGAAGAAGAUACGCACACGUGUUAUCAAGAAGGUUAAGGGCGACAAACAAGAAGUCACCAAGAUUGAAACCAUCGAAGAGGAUGACAAGCAACCAGAGACAACUGUCACUGUUGAAGAGAUUCCAGUGGAAGAAGAACAAGUUGAACAUAUCCAGGAGCUUCCGGAAGAGGUUCGUGUGAUUGAAACAGUAAACGAAGACGGCAAGCCUAAGAAGAAGAAAAUACGCACACGAGUUAUCAAGAAGGUUAAGGGCGACAAGCAAGAAGUCACCAAGAUUGAAACCAUCGAAGAGGAUGACAAACAACCCGAGACAACUGUCACUGUGGAAGAGAUUCAUGUGGAAGAAGAACAACCUGAACAAAUCCAAGAGCUUCCAGAAGAGGUUCGUGUGGUUGAAACAAUAACCGAAGACGGCAAGCCUAAGAAGAAGAAGAUACGCACACGUGUUAUCAAGAAGGUUAAGGGCGACAAACAAGAAGUCACCAAGAUUGAAACCAUCGAAGAGGAUGACAAACAACCCGAGACAACUGUCACUGUGGAAGAGAUUCCUGUGGAAGAAGAACAACCUGAACAAAUCCAGGAGCUUCCAGAAGAGGUUCGUGUGGUUGAAACAAUAACCGAAGACGGCAAGCCUAAGAAGAAGAAGAUACGCACACGUGUUAUCAAGAAGGUUAAGGGUGACAAACAAGAAGUCACCAAGAUUGAAACCAUCGAAGAGGAUGACAAACAACCCGAGACAACUGUCACAGUGGAAGAGAUUCCUGUGGAAGAGGAACAGCCUGAAAAAACCCAGGAGCUUCCAGAGGAGGUUCGUGUGUUUGAAACAGUAACCGAAGACGGCAAGCCUAAGAAGAAGAAGAUACGCACACGGGUUAUCAAGAAGGUUAAGGGUGACAAACAAGAAGUCACCAAGAUUGAAACUAUCGAAGAGGAUGACAAACAACCCGAGACAACUGUCACUAUGGAAGAGAUUCCUGUGGAAGAAGAACAACCUGAACAAAUCCAGGAGCUUCCGGAAGUGGUUCGUGUGGUUGAAACAAUAACCGAAGACGGCAAGCCUAAGAAGAAGAAGAUACGCACACGUGUUAUCAAGAAGGUUAAAGGCGACAAACAAGAAGUCACCAAGAUUGAAACCAUCGAAGAGGAUGACAAACAACCAGAGACAACUGUCACUGUGGAAGAUAUUCCUGUGGAAGAAGAACAACCUGAAAAAAUUCAAGAGCUUCCGGAAGAGGUUCGUGUGGUUGAAACAAUAACCGAAGACGGCAAGCCUAAGAAGAAGAAGAUACGCACACGUGUUAUCAAAAAGGUUAAGGGCGACAAACAAGAAGUCACCAAGAUUGAAACCAUCGAAGAGGAUGACAAGCAACCAGAGACAACUGUCACAGUGGAAGAGAUUCCUGUGGAAGAGGAACAGCCUGAAAAAAUCCAGGAGCUUCCAGAGGAGGUUCGUGUGUUGGAAACAGUAACCGAAGACGGCAAGCCUAAGAAGAAGAAGAUACGCACACGUGUUAUCAAGAAGGUUAAGGGUGACAAGCAUGAAGUAACCAAGAUUGAAACCAUCGAAGAGGAUGACAAACAACCCGAGACAACUGUCACUGUGGAAGAGAUUCCUGUGGAAGAAGAACAACCUGAACAAAUCCAAGAGCUUCCAGAAGAGGUUCGUGUGGUUGAAACAAUAACCGAAGACGGCAAGCCUAAGAAGAAGAAGAUACGCACACGUGUUAUCAAGAAGGUUAAGGGUGACAAACAAGAAGUCACCAAGAUUGAAACUAUCGAAGAGGAUGACAAACAACCCGAGACAACUGUCACUGUGGAAGAGAUUCCUGUGGAAGAGGAACAGCCUGAAAAAAUCCUGGAGCUUCCAGAGGAGGUUCGUGUGUUUGAAACAGUAACCGAAGACGGCAAGCCUAAGAAGAAGAAGAUACGCACACGUGUUAUCAAGAAGGUUAAGGGCGACAAACAAGAAGUCACCAAGAUUGAAACCAUCGAAGAGGAUGACAAACAACCCGAGACAACUGUCACUGUGGAAGAGAUUCCUGUGGAAGAGGAACAGCCUGAAAAAAUCCAGGAGCUUCCAGAAGAGGUUCGUGUGUUUGAAACAGUAACCGAAGACGGCAAGCCUAAGAAGAAGAAGAUACGCACACGAGUUAUCAAGAAGGUUAAGGGUGACAAACAAGAAGUCACCAAGAUUGAAACCAUCGAAGAGGAUGACAAACAACCCGAGACAACUGUCACAGUGGAAGAGAUUCCUGUGGAAGAGGAGCAGCCUGAACAAAUCCAGGAGCUCCCGGAAGAGGUUCGUGUUGUUGAAACAGUAACCGAAGACGGCAGGCCUAAGAAGAAGAAGAUACGCACACGUGUUAUCAAGAAGGUUAAGGGUGACAAGCAAGAAGUCACCAAGAUUGAAACCAUCGAAGAGGAUGACAAACAACCCGAGACAACUAUCACAGUGGAAGAGAUUCCUGUGGAAGAAGAACAACCUGAACAAAUCCAGGAGCUUCCAGAGGAGGUUCGUGUGAUUGAAACAGUAAUCGAAGACGGCAAGCCUAAGACGAAGAAGAUACGUACACGUGUUAUCAAGAAGGUUAAGGGUGACAAACAAGAAGUCACCAAGAUUGAAACCAUCGAAGAAGAUGACAAACAACCCGAGACAACUGUCACAGUGGAAGAGAUUCCUGUGGAAGAGGAGCAGCCUGAACAAAUCCAGGAGCUCCCGGAAGAGGUUCGUGUUGUUGAAACAGUAACCGAAGACGGCAAGCCUAAGAAGAAGAAGAUACGCACACGUGUUAUCAAGAAGGUUAAGGGUGACAAGCAAGAAGUCACCAAGAUUGAAACCAUCGAAGAGGAUGACAAACAACCCGAGACAACUAUCACAGUGGAAGAGAUUCCUGUGGAAGAAGAACAACCUGAACAAAUCCAGGAGCUUCCAGAGGAGGUUCGUGUGAUUGAAACAGUAAUCGAAGACGGCAAGCCUAAGAAGAAGAAGAUACGCACACGUGUUAUAAAGAAGGUUAAGGGUGACAAACAAGAAGUCACCAAGAUUGAAACCAUCGAAGAGGAUGACAAACAACCCGAGACAACUGUCACUGUGGAAGAGAUUCCUGUGGAAGAAGAACAACCUGAACAAAUCCAGGAGCUUCCGGAAGAGGUUCGUGUUGUUGAAACAAUAACAGAAGACGGUAAGCCUAAGAAGAAGAAGAUACGCACACGUGUCAUUAAGAAGGUAAAGGGUGACAAACAAGAAGUCACCAAGAUUGAAACCAUCGAAGAGGAUGGUAAGCAACCAGAGACAACUGUCACAGUUGAAGAGAUUCCUGUGGAAGACGAACAACCUGAACAAAUCCAGGAGCUUCCGGAAGAGGUUCGUGUGGUUGAAACAGUAACCGAAGAAGGCAAGCCUAGGAAGAAGAAGAUACGCACACGAAUUAUCAAGAAGGUUAAGGGCGACAAACAAGAAGUCACCAAGAUUGAAACCAUCGAAGAGGAUGACAAACAACCCGAGACAACUGUCACUGUGGAAGAGAUUCCUGUGGAAGUAGAACAACCUGAACAAAUCCAGGAGCUUCCGGAAGAGGUUCGUGUGGUUGAAACAGUAACCGAAGAAGGCAAGCCUAGGAAGAAGAAGAUACGCACACGUGUUAUCAAGAAGGUUAAGGGCGACAAACAAGAAGUCACCAAGAUUGAAACCAUCGAAGAGGAUGACAAACAACCCGAGACAACUGUCACAGUGGAAGAGAUUCCUGUGGAAGAGGAGCAGCCUGAACAAAUCCAGGAGCUUCCGGAAGAGGUUCGUGUGGUUGAAACAGUAACCGAAGAAGGCAAGCCUAGGAAGAAGAAGAUACGCACACGAAUUAUCAAGAAGGUUAAGGGCGACAAACAAGAAGUCACCAAGAUUGAAACCAUCGAAGAGGAUGACAAACAACCCGAGACAACUGUCACAGUGGAAGAGAUUCCUGUGGAAGAGGAGCAGCCUGAACAAAUCCAGGAGCUUCCGGAAGAGGUUCGUGUUGUUGAAACAGUAACCGAAGACGGCAAGCCUAAGAAGAAGAAGAUACGCACACGUGUUAUCAAGAAGGUUAAGGGUGACAAACAAGAAGUCACCAAGAUUGAAACCAUCGAAGAGGAUGACAAGCAACCAGAGACAACUGUCACAGUGGAAGAGAUUCCUGUGGAAGAAGAACAACCUGAACAAAUCCAGGAGCUUCCAGAGGAGGUUCGUGUGAUUGAAACAGUAACCGAAGACGGCAAGCCUAAGAAGAAGAAGAUACGUACACGUGUUAUCAAGAAGGUUAAGGGUGACAAACAAGAAGUCACCAAGAUUGAAACCAUCGAAGAGGAUGACAAACAACCCGAGACAACUGUCACUGUGGAAGAGAUUCCUGUGGAAGAAGAACAACCUGAACAAAUCCAGGAGCUUCCAGAGGAGGUUCGUGUGAUUGAAACAGUAACCGAAGACGGCAAGCCCAAGAAGAAGAAGAUACGCACACGUGUUAUCAAGAAGGUUAAGGGUGACAAACAAGAAGUCACCAAGAUUGAAACCAUCGAAGAGGAUGACAAGCAACCAGAGACAACUGUCACAGUUGAAGAGAUUCCUGUGGAAGAAGAACAACCUGAACAAAUCCAGGAGCUUCCAGAGGAGGUUCGUUUGAUUGAAACAGUAACCGAAGACGGCAAGCCUAAGAAGAAGAAGAUACGUACACGUGUUAUAAAGAAGGUUAAGGGUGACAAACAAGAAGUCACCAAGAUUGAAACCAUCGAAGAGGAUGACAAACAACCCGAGACAACUGUCACUGUGGAAGAGAUUCCUGUGGAAGUAGAACAACCUGAACAAAUCCAGGAGCUUCCGGAAGAUGUUCGUGUUGUUGAAACAAUAACAGAAGACGGCAAGCCUAAGAAGAAGAAGAUACGCACACGUGUUAUCAAGAAGGUUAAGGGUGACAAGCAAGAAGUCACCAAGAUUGAAACCAUCGAAGAGGAUGACAAGCAACCAGAGACAACUGUCACAGUUGAAGAGAUUCCUGUGGAAGAAGAACAACCUGAACAAAUCCAGGAGCUUCCGGAAGAGGUUCGUGUGGUUGAAACAGUAACCGAAGAAGGCAAGCCUAGGAAGAAGAAGAUACGCACACGAAUUAUCAAGAAGGUUAAGGGCGACAAACAAGAAGUCACCAAGAUUGAAACCAUCGAAGAGGAUGACAAACAACCCGAGACAACUGUCACAGUGGAAGAGAUUCCUGUGGAAGAGGAGCAGCCUGAACAAACCCAGGAGCUUCCGGAAGAUGUUCGUGUUGUUGAAACAAUAACAGAAGACGGCAAGCCUAAGAAGAAGAAGAUACGCACACGUGUUAUCAAGAAGGUUAAGGGUGACAAACAAGAAGUCACCAAGAUUGAAACCAUCGAAGAGGAUGACAAGCAACCAGAGACAACUGUCACAGUUGAAGAGAUUCCUGUGGAAGAAGAACAACCUGAACAAAUCCAGGAGCUUCCGGAAGAGGUUCGUGUGGUUGAAACAGUAACCGAAGAAGGCAAGCCUAGGAAGAAGAAGAUACGCACACGAAUUAUCAAGAAGGUUAAGGGCGACAAACAAGAAGUCACCAAGAUUGAAACCAUCGAAGAGGAUGACAAACAACCCGAGACAACUGUCACAGUGGAAGAGAUUCCUGUGGAAGAGGAGCAGCCUGAACAAACCCAGGAGCUUCCGGAAGAGGUUCGUGUUGUUGAAACAAUAACAGAAGACGGCAAGCCUAAGAAGAAGAAGAUACGCACACGUGUUAUCAAGAAGGUUAAGGGUGACAAACAAGAAGUCACCAAGAUUGAAACCAUCGAAGAGGAUGACAGGCAACCAGAGACAACUGUCACAGUUGAAGAGAUUCCUGUGGAAGAAGAACAACCUGAACAAAUCCAGGAGCUUCCGGAAGAGGUUCGUGUGGUUGAAACAGUAACCGAAGAAGGCAAGCCUAGGAAGAAGAAGAUACGCACACGAAUUAUCAAGAAGGUUAAGGGCGACAAACAAGAAGUCACCAAGAUUGAAACCAUCGAAGAGGAUGACAAACAACCCGAGACAACUGUCACAGUGGAAGAGAUUCCUGUGGAAGAGGAGCAGCCUGAACAAACCCAGGAGCUUCCGGAAGAGGUUCGUGUUGUUGAAACAAUAACAGAAGACGGCAAGCCUAAGAAGAAGAAGAUACGCACACGUGUUAUCAAGAAGGUUAAGGGUGACAAGCAAGAAGUAACCAAGAUUGAAACCAUCGAGGAGGAUGACAAACAACCCGAGACAACUGUCACAGUUGAAGAGAUUCCUGUGGAAGAAGAGCAGCCUGAACAAAUGCAGGAGCUUCCAGAGGAGGUUCGUGUGAUUGAAACUGUAACCAAAGAUGGCAAGUCAAAAAAGAAAAAGAUACGCACACGUGUUAUCAAGAAGGUUAAGGGUGACAAGCAAGAAGUCACCAAGAUUGAAACCAUCGAAGAGGAUGACAAACAACCCGAGACAACUGUUACAGUGGAAGAGAUUCCUGUGGAAGAUGAACCACCUGAACAAACCCAGGAGCUUCCGGAAGAGGUUCGUGUUGUUGAAACAAUAACAGAAGACGGCAAGCCUAAGAAGAAGAAGAUACGCACACGUGUUAUCAAGAAGGUUAAGGGUGACAAGCAAGAAGUAACCAAGAUUGAAACCAUCGAAGAGGAUGACAAACAACCCGAGACAACUGUCACAGUUGAAGAGAUUCCUGUGGAAGAAGAACAACCUGAACAAAUCCAGGAGCUUCCGGAAGAGGUUCGUGUGGUUGAAACAAUAACAGAAGACGGCAAGCCUAGGAAGAAGAAGAUACGCACACGAAUUAUCAAGAAGGUUAAGGGCGACAAACAAGAAGUCACCAAGAUUGAAACCAUCGAAGAGGAUGACAAACAACCCGAGACAACUGUCACAGUGGAAGAGAUUCCUGUGGAAGAGGAGCAGCCUGAACAAACCCAGGAGCUUCCGGAAGAGGUUCGUGUUGUUGAAACAAUAACAGAAGACGGCAAGCCCAAGAAGAAGAUACGCACAUGUGUUAUCAAGAAGGUUAAGGGUGACAAGCAAGAAGUAACCAAGAUUGAAACCAUCGAAGAGGAUGACAAACAACCCGAGACAACUGUCACAGUUGAAGAGAUUCCUGUGGAAGAAGAACAACCUGAACAAAUCCAGGAGCUUCCGGAAGAGGUUCGUGUGGUUGAAACAGUAACCGAAGAAGGCAAGCCUAGGAAGAAGAAGAUACGCACACGAAUUAUCAAGAAGGUUAAGGGCGACAAACAAGAAGUCACCAAGAUUGAAACCAUCGAAGAGGAUGACAAGCAACCCGAGACAACUGUCACAGUGGAAGAGAUUCCUGUGGAAGAGGAGCAGCCUGAACAAACCCAGGAGCUUCCGGAAGAGGUUCGUGUUGUUGAAACAAUAACAGAAGACGGCAAGCCUAAGAAGAAGAAGAUACGCACACGUGUUAUCAAGAAGGUUAAGGGUGACAAGCAAGAAGUAACCAAGAUUGAAACCAUCGAAGAGGAUGACAAACAACCCGAGACAACUGUCACAGUUGAAGAGAUUCCUGUGGAAGAAGAGCAGCCUGAACAAAUGCAGGAGCUUCCAGAGGAGGUUCGUGUGAUUGAAACUGUAACCAAAGAUGGCAAGUCAAAAAAGAAAAAGAUACGCACACGUGUUAUCAAGAAGGUUAAGGGUGACAAGCAAGAAGUCACCAAGAUUGAAACCAUCGAAGAGGAUGACAAACAACCCGAGACAACUGUUACAGUGGAAGAGAUUCCUGUGGAAGAUGAACAACCUGAACAAAUCCAGGAGCUUCCGGAAGAGGUUCGUGUUGUUGAAACAAUAACAGAAGACGGCAAGCCAAAGAAGAAGAAGAUACGCACACGGGUUAUCAAGAAGGUUAAGGGUGACAAGCAAGAAGUAACCAAGAUUGAAACCAUCGAAGAGGAUGACAUGCCAACAGAGACAACUGUCACAGUUGAAGAAAUUCCUGUGGAAAAAGAGCAGCCUGAACAUAUCCAGGAGCUGCCAGAGGAGGUUCGCAUGAUUGAAACAGUAACCGAAGACGGCAAGCCCAAGAAGAAGAAGAUACGCACACGUGUUAUCAAGAAGGUUAAGGGUGACAAACAAGGAGUCACCAAGAUUGAAACCAUCGAAGAGGAUGACAAACAACCCGAGACAACUGUCACUGUCGAAGAGAUUCCUGUGGAAGAAGAACAACCUGAACAAAUCCAGGAGCUUCCGGAAGAGGUUCGUGUGGUUGAAACAAUAACAGAAGACGGCAAGCCUAAAAAGAAGAAGAUACGUACACGUGUUAUCAAGAAGGUUAAGGGCGACAAACAAGAAGUCACCAAGAUUGAAACCAUCGAAGAGGAUGACAAGCAACCAGAGACAACUGUCACUGUGGAAGAGAUUCCAGUGGAAGAAGAACAACCUGAACAAAUCCAGGAGCUUCCAGAAGAGGUUCGUGUUGUUGAAACAAUAACAGAAGACGGCAAGCCUAAGAAGAAGAAGAUACGCACACGUGUUAUCAAGAAGGUUAAGGGUGACAAACAAGAAGUAACCAAGAUUGAAACCAUCGAAGAGGAUGACAUGCCAACAGAGACAACUGUCACAGUUGAAGAAAUUCUUGUGGAAAAAGAGCAGCCUGAACAUAUUCAGGAGCUGCCAGAGGAGGUUCGUAUGAUUGAAACAGUAACCGAAGACGGCAAGCCCAAGAAGAAGAAGAUACGCACACGUGUUAUCAAGAAGGUUAAGGGUGACAAACAAGAAGUCACCAAGAUUGAAACCAUCGAAGAGGAUGACAAACAACCCGAGACAACUGUCACUGUGGAAGAGAUUCCAGUGGAAGAAGAACAACCUGAACAAAUCCAGGAGCUUCCGGAAGAGGUUCGUGUGGUUGAAGCAAUAACAGAAGACGGCAAGCCUAAAAAGAAGAAGAUACGUACACGUGUUAUCAAGAAGGUUAAGGGUGACAAACAAGAAGUCACCAAGAUUGAAACCAUCGAAGAGGAUGACAAGCAACCAGAGACAACUGUCACAGUGGAAGAGAUUCCUGUGGAGGAGGAGCAGCCUGAACAAAUCCAGGAGCUUCCAGAGGAGGUUCGUGUGGUUGAAACAAUAACAGAAGACGGCAAGCCUAAGAAGAAGAAGAUACGCACACGUGUUAUCAAGAAGGUUAAGGGUGACAAACAAGAAGUAACCAAGAUUGAAACCAUCGAAGAGGAUGACAUGCCAACAGAGACAACUGUCACAGUUGAAGAAAUUCCUGUGGAAAAAGAGCAGCCUGAACAUAUCCAGGAGCUGCCAGAGGAGGUUCGUAUGAUUGAAACAGUAACCGAAGACGGCAAGCCCAAGAAGAAGAAGAUACGCACACGUGUUAUCAAGAAGGUUAAGGGUGACAAACAAGAAGUCACCAAGAUUGAAACCAUCGAAGAGGAUGACAAACAACCCGAGACAACUGUCACUGUGGAAGAGAUUCCAGUGGAAGAAGAACAACCUGAACAAAUCCAGGAGCUUCCGGAAGAGGUUCGUGUUGUUGAAACAAUAACAGAAGACGGCAAGCCUAAAAAGAUGAAGAUACGUACACGUGUUAUCAAGAAGGUUAAGGGCGAUAAACAAGAAGUAACCAAGAUUGAAACCAUCGAAGAGGAUGACAAGCAACCAGAGACAACUGUCACAGUGGAAGAGAUUCCUGUGGAGGAGGAGCAGCCUGAACAAAUCCAGGAGCUUCCAGAGGAGGUUCGUGUGGUUGAAACAGUAACCGAAGACGGCAAGCCUAAGAAGAAGAAGAUACGCACACGUGUUAUCAAGAAGGUUAAGGGUGACAAACAAGAAGUCACCAAGAUUGAAACCAUCGAAGAAGAUGACAAGCAACCCGAGACAACUGUCACAGUUGAAGAGAUUCCUAUGGAAAAAGAGCAGCCUGAACAAAUCCAGGAGCUUCCGGAAGAGGUUCGUGUUGUUGAAACAAUAACAGAAGACGGCAAGCCUAGGAAGAAGAAGAUACGCACACGUGUUAUCAAGAAGGUUAAGGGUGACAAACAAGAAGUCACCAAGAUUGAAACCAUCGAAGAGGAUGACAGGCAACCAGAGACAACUGUCACAGUUAAAGAGAUUCCUGUGGAAGAAGAACAUCCUGAACAAAUCCAGGAGCUCCCAGAAGAGGUGCGUGUGGUUGAAACAGUAACCGAAGACGGCAAGCCUAAGAAGAAGAAGAUCCGCACACGUGUUAUCAAGAAGGUUAAGGGUGACAAACAAGAAGUCACCAAGAUUGAAACCAUCGAAGAAGAUGGCAUGCAACCCGAGACAACUGUCACAGUGGAAGAGAUUCCUGUGGAAGAAGAACACCCUGAACAAAUCCAGGAGCUCCCAGAAGAGGUGCGUGUGGUUGAAACAAUAACCGAAGACGGCAAGCCUAAGAAGAAGAAGAUACGCACACGUAUCAUUAAGAAGGCUCAGGGCGAUAAACAGGAAAUCACUAAAAUUGAAACGGUUGAAGAAGAUAAAAAGCCUGAAACAACAAUAACAAUAGAAGAAGCCAAAAGUCCAUUUGGGGAAAAAAUAAGUUUAAGGAAAAGAAUUGUUGUUCAUAAGCCUGAUGAUGAUGUUACUGUUGUUGAAUUACCGGAAAGAAAAUCAGUAAUUCUAUCUGAAAAGAAUGAUGGUACUCCAAUCAAGACGGUAAUUAAAACUAAAAUUAUAAAAAAAGUGCAAGGCUCAAACAUGGAAGUUACCAAAGUUCAAACUGUCGAUGAAUAUGAAAAACCAAUUCAGACAAAGGUUACUGUUGAGAAUUACCAAGCUCCUUUUCCAGAUCUUCCGGAAGAAAAGUUUACAGAAGUUGUUGUUUUACCAGAUAUUGACGUUAAUGCGGAAGUUGUUGACGCAGAUGGGUUACAAAAAGUUAUAAAAUCUAAAAAGCGGGUCAUUAAGAAACCUAAAGACGAAUUUAAAGAAGAAGUGACGGAAAUUGAUAUUACUGAACAAGAUUCAGGAGAGCCCAUUUAUAAAAUAACUGUCAAUGAACUUCCAUUUACGGAGCCGACUCAAACUGAUAAUAAGUCAGUUGAGUUACCAGAACAAGUAACUGAGCUGGAAGUCGUUUCUCCCGAUGGAACAAAGAAGAAGAAAAUUGUUAAGACAAGAACAUUUAAAACAAAAAUUGAUGACAAUCAUGAUGAAGUCACUACAGUUAAUACUGUUGAAGAGGAAAAUAUGGAACCAAUAACUACUGUGCAUGUUGAAAUUGUCCCAGUCGAUGAAACGUCUACAUUGCCCAUUCCUAUUGAGGAGUUGCCAGAAGAAAUUGUUUAUACUGAGGAAAUUGCAGAUAAUAAGAAGCCAAGAAAAAAGAAAACCAAAACUCGAACAUUCAAAAAACAAGGUCUUGAGGAUGAAGAAUAUUACCAAAUACAAACUAUUGAAGAAGAAGGCAAAGAGCCUUAUUCACUUAUACGCGUUGUUAGUGAUGAAAGCAUUGCCGACAUUAUUGAUAUUAGUAAACUUGAUGAUGAACAACUUCCUAAACACAAAAAACCAAAGCCACACAAACAGAGGGCGGAUAAACAACAACCCGAACACACUGAAACGGAACACCCAGUUUACAUAACCACAUUCAAAUCUGUACAAAGUGAAGAUGGCGAAACCACAAUUCAAACUGAAAAUAAAAGAGUUUGUCAAGAGGAAGGCAUCGUUGUUGAGGAAAUGCUAAGUGACACUGAACCCGUUACGGAAGACACUACACAAUCAAAUAUUGAAAUUGUCGAAGUCAGCGAGCCUACAGACCAAUACAACAAAGAGUACACUAUCACAGAACCCGAAGAUGCAAGUGCAAAUAACACCGUACAUACACAGACCAAAGUUAAAAAACCCAAACAGAAAAAGACACAACCACAUCAAUUUGAACAGAUUGACGAGACUGGGGAACUUGAGGGGGUCGCAGGGGAGCCUGCUUAUGAAAGUGUUGAAAAUAUACCAGAUGAUGUUCAGGUUGAGAAAAGUACGGAGGAGAAACCAGGGCCAGGGCCAGGGCCAGCUGAGAAAAAAGAUAAACCAAAGAAGAAGAAGGUGAUAAAGACGAAAAGGGAUGAGAUGGAUGAUUAUAUACAGUUCCUGAUACACCAGGAAAUACCGAAAACGGUGUUACAGCCGUAUGUACGAACUGAAAUGGAACAUCCACAAAGGGCGCGCCGUGACUCGUCUAUAAAACCAAUGAAGCUAACUCCUAUAAAAAUUGAGAAAAUUGAGGUUAAGAAACCCAAAAUGAUUGAAAUAAGCUCAGUGGUCGAAUUUCCGCAAAUGCUCAAGCUCAAAACUCCGAAACAACGUCCACAGGAAGAAAAGAAAAGAAGAUCUAGCGAAGCCUCAUUUAAAAAUAAAAAACUUAAGAGUUGGAUAAGGUUUAUACCUUACGCACCGUAUUGCUUUCCUUAUACCGUUAUUGAUAUGGAAACUAAGCGAGAUAAUGGUGAGCUUUCUCGAAAUAUAGAAGAAGCAGAGGAAGUAUUGAAGAAGCGUCCAAAGAAAUUCAAGCAUACUAAGCCUGUUAAAGCUGAUCUAGAAGAAUUGGAUUUGGAAACAUUUGAAGAUGCGAGCAAGCCGUUAGAUGAAACUAAGGAAAAACCAAAGUAUAAGCGAGGUAAAAAGGAGAAACAUGAAAACGAAGAUGAAUAUAGAAAAUUAAAGAUUGGUAAGGGUAAACUUCCAGGAAAUGUUGAUUCACAAGAAACCGUUGAAUUGAAGCCAGUAAAUUUGGAUGAUAAACAUCAAGUUGUAGCUGAGACACCAAAAGAGAAAACUAAAGAAAAGAAAACGAUAAAGAAGGUAAGGAAAUCAAGUGACACCGAUGAUAAACUUGGCUUCGAGCCCCUUUUAAGUGAUGACGACAAUGAAGAAAAAGAAAGCAAACCGUUCUUCAAAUUUGAGGUCAUUGAAUUAGAGCCCAAGGAAAUGCUAGAGGAAUUAAGUGAUGCUAACCGACCUGAAAAAGAACCCAAGAAGAAACGUAAAUUAAAGCUUAAAACAGAAUUGGAAGAAAAUGUCGUUGAGAUAGUUGAAAUUUCUCCACUUAAUAGCAAUGAUAAGCAGUAUGAAGUUACCGUAACUAGUUCAGAGACUAAUGAGUAUCAGCCAAAGGAAAAGAAGAUAAUCAAAAAAAAAGUUAAGCGUAUGAAUAAAGAGGAGUUGGAUGACUUUAUCACAGAGCUUAAGGAUGAGCCUGAUCAAGCAUUCUAUGAAACCGCCAUGACUGAUUUCUUCGAAGUGAAGUUGAUUGAACUGGAACCUGAAGAGAUUCCCGAUAAUAAUGUAUCUCAAAAAACUAAAAAGCGUAGAAUUUUGCAUAAGCGUGGAGAAAAAGAAGAGGUUCUAGAAAUUGUUGAAACUGUUCCUUCAUCCGGCGAGGAGCCAUUCUACGAAAUAUCAAUCAAAUCAACUGAACCAGAAGAGGAAACUGAUACUCAAAAGCCAAUUGAAAGACCAAAACCAAGAACUAAGAAAAUGAAAAAGGUUGAUCUAGAUGCGUAUAUACAGCAGCUGAUAAAUGCGGAGAUUCCAAUAACUGAACUUGAGAAGUAUGAAAAAACUGAAAUAGAUUCCAAGCCGAAGAAACCAAAGAAGCAGAAGAUCAAACAACCUAAGGCCCAUAUCGAUGAAGGUGAAGCUUUUGAAGUGGGUAUCAUACAGGAAGAACCAAUUAAGAAACCUAAGGUCAAGAAACCCAAAUCUCAACCAAAACUUGAAGAUGAAUCAGUAACUGAACCGGAAAGUGUUACUGAUCACAAAGAGUUUACAAUCAGCACGAUUGACUCGCAGCCCAUUCCAGAGCAAAUUGUGGAAGAGAUAGUUAAGGCAGCUGCCCUUGACCUGGACGAAAUUAUAUCAAACAUCGGUGAAUCACUCCCUAUCAUAGAAUUGGAGAAAUAUACUGAGACCGUCCCUCAACCUAUUGAAGAUGUUGAAAGCUCUGAAAAUAAAAUAAUUAAGAAACGCAAAGUGAAAACUAGAAAGGGUUCCAAGCAGUAUGAAGUACAAAUCGUGGAAACUAUAGCACCGGACGAUGAUCAUGCAGAAGCAGAGGUUGUUGUUAUAACAACUGAAAUCGUUAAAGACAAUACUGAUGUACCAAUCGAAGAGCAACCAGAAACUCCAAAGAAAACUAUAAGAAAGGUGAAAAAAGAUAAUCUCAAAGAAUAUAUAGUCAGCAUUAUUGAUGAGGCCUCAACAGAACUUCUAGCCAAAAUUUCUGAGGACAUGUCCCCUAUGGCAGAAGUGGAACCUUUAGAAGAUGAAGAUAUCACAAGUUUUAAAACUACAGUAGUUAAUGAUGUUACCGAAGAUGAUGUUAAGCCAGAAAAGGAAUCGGUUGACAGUCCAACAAGCAAGCCAAAGGAUAAAAAGAAGAAAGCAGCUAAGUCGAAAAAGGUUACAGUAAUUGAAGAGCAGCCAGUUCAGGGUGAAGACAGCACUGAGGGAGAAGAAUAUCCUAGUAAGGAUGUAGAAACAUCAAAAUCAUCGUCGCACGAUGAAUAUUCAGUUGAGAUAACAGAAGUAGCGCCUAAAUCUAAGAAAAAGGUGCCGAAAAAUAAACUUGAGCAGCCUAUGCCUGUCCCGAUAUCAGAACACAAAAUUCGUAUUGAGGAACUAGCACCUGAAACAACAACCGAACAAGUUACUAACGAUCAAGGAGAAGAGGUUGAAAGGGUUACAACUAAGCGAAGACUUAAAAAGAAGGAAGGUCCAAAGGAAUAUCUAAUCGAAGUUGUUGAAACUUACGAAGAAAAUAAGCCCGAGGCAGAAUUGGUUAUUCAGACUAUAGAAAUAACACCAGAAUCAGACUCUCAAGCACCUGAAGAUCACAAAAUUAAAAUUGUGAAAAAGAAAAAACCCAAAGACGAAAAAAUUGACACUUAUAUUCAACAGUUAAUAGAAGAAGAAGUUCCAAAAACAGAGCUUGAUGUCUACGAAACAACCGAAUUGGAGUCAACCCCGGAGUCAAAGAAACCGAAGAAGAUAAAGAAACACCAUAAGAAAACCACCGAAAUAGUUGAUGGUAUUCCACAUACUGUACAUGAAUUUACCAUUCAAGAGUUCGAGCCAGAUGCAGAGCUAGUUCCCGAAACCAUUACAGAAAUUGAGGAUGAUGUAACCCCAAAAACACAGAUAGAAGAUUUCGAAAUAGAGGUAAAAGACGAACAGCCUAAACGUAAGCCGAAGAAAGACAGGAAAUCAAAGGUGGUGGUGGUCGACGAAGAACCAGUCAAUAUUGAAGACAUUGGGGAAACUGUAGAAGUUACUAAGAUAGUUGAAGACGAUGGCACAACAAAAGAAGUUCAAGUAAAGAAGCGUAAGAUCGUUCGCAAGCAAGGUCCAAAGGAACAUGUUUUUGAAAUAACAGAGACAUCAAAUAAUGAAGAGCCUUUGGCUGAAGUUACCAUCAUUGAUAUUACAGAAGAUGAAAGGCCGAGUGAUACAGUUGAACCACUUACGAAACGGAAGGCACCAAUCAAAAUGCCAAAGAAACUUAAGCGCGAAGACGUGGACAGCUAUGUGAUUAAUGUAGUCGAAGAGUUUACACAGCCAAUAGAAGAGAUUGCACUGAUUCCUUCUCCGAUUUCGGAACAGACCAUUUGUAUUGAGGAGCUUGCUCCUGAAACAACAACCGAACAAGUUACUAACGAACAAGGAGAAGAGGUUGAAAGGGUUACAACUAAGCGAAGACUUAAAAAGAAGGAAGGUCCAAAGGAAUAUCUAAUCGAAGUUGUUGAAACUUACGAAGAAAAUAAGCCCGAGGCAGAAUUGGUUAUUCAGACUAUAGAAAUAACACCAGAAUCAGACACUCAAGCACCUGAAGAUCACAAAAUUAAAAUUGUGAAAAAGAAAAAACCCAAAGACGAAAAAAUUGACACUUAUAUUCAACAGUUAUUGGAAGAAGAAGAAGUUCCAAAAACAGAGCUUGAUGUCUACGAAACAACCGAAUUGGAGUCAACCCCGGAGUCAAAGAAACCGAAGAAGAUAAAGAAACACCAUAAGAAAACCACCGAAAUAGUUGAUGGUAUUCCACAUACUGUACAUGAAUUUACCAUUCAAGAGUUCGAGCCAGAUGCAGAGCUAGUUCCCGAAACCAUUACAGAAAUCGAGGAUGAUGUAACCCCAAAAACACAGAUAGAAGAUUUCGAAAUAGAGGUAAAAGACGAACAGCCUAAACGUAAGCCGAAGAAAGAUAGGAAAUCAAAGGUGGUGGUGGUCGACGAAGAACCAGUCAAUAUUGAAGACAUUGGGGAAACUGUAGAAGUUACUAAGAUAGUUGAAGACGAUGGCACAACAAAAGAAGUUCAAGUAAAGAAGCGCAAGAUCGUUCGCAAGCAAGGUCCAAAGGAACAUGUUUUUGAAAUAACAGAGACAUCAAAUAAUGAAGAGCCUUUGGCUGAAGUUACCAUCAUUGAUAUUACAGAAGAUGAAAGGCCGAGUGAUACAGUUGAACCACUUACGAAACGGAAGGCACCAAUCAAAAUGCCAAAGAAACUUAAGCGCGAAGACGUGGACAGCUAUGUGAUUAAUGUAGUGGAAGCGUUUACAGAGCCAACAGAAAAGAUUACACCAAUUCCUUCUCAGAUUUUGGAAAAGACAAUUGGUUUCGAGCCCCUUUUGAGUGUUGACGACAAUGAAGAAAAAGAAAGCAAACCGUUCUUCAAAUUUGAGGUCACUGAAUUAGAGCCCAAGGAAAUGCUAGAGGAAUUAAGUGAUGCUAACCGACCUGAAAAAGAACCCAAGAAGAAACGUAAAUUAAAGCUUAAAACAGAAUUGGAAGAAAAUGUCGUUGAGAUAGUUGAAAUUUCUCCACUUAAUAGCAAUGAUAAGCAGUAUGAAGUUACCGUAACUAGUUCAGAGACUAAUGAGUAUCAGCCAAAGGAAAAGAAGAUAAUCAAAAAAAAAGUUAAGCGUAUGAAUAAAGAGGAGUUGGAUGACUUUAUCACAGAGCUUAAGGAUGAGCCUGAUCAAGCAUUCUAUGAAACCGCCAUGACUGAUUUCUUCGAAGUGAAGUUGAUUGAACUGGAACCUGAAGAGAUUCCCGAUAAUAAUGUAUCUCAAAAAACUAAAAAGCGUAGAAUUUUGCAUAAGCGUGGAGAAAAAGAAGAGGUUCUAGAAAUUGUUGAAACUGUUCCUUCAUCCGGCGAGGAGCCAUUCUACGAAAUAUCAAUCAAAUCAACUGAACCAGAAGAGGAAACUGAUACUCAAAAGCCAAUUGAAAGACCAAAACCAAGAACUAAGAAAAUGAAAAAGGUUGAUCUAGAUGCGUAUAUACAGCAGCUGAUAAAUGCGGAGAUUCCAAUAACUGAACUUGAGAAGUAUGAAAAAACUGAAAUAGAUUCCAAGCCGAAGAAACCAAAGAAGCAGAAGAUCAAACAACCUAAGGCCCAUAUCGAUGAAGGUGAAGCUUUUGAAGUGGGUAUCAUACAGGAAGAACCAAUUAAGAAACCUAAGGUCAAGAAACCCAAAUCUCAACCAAAACUUGAAGAUGAAUCAGUAACUGAACCGGAAAGUGUUACUGAUCACAAAGAGUUUACAAUCAGCACGAUUGACUCGCAGCCCAUACCACAGCAAAUCGUGGAAGAGAUAGUUAAGGCAGCUGCCCUUGACCUGGACGAAAUUAUAUCAAACAUCGGUGAAUCACUCCCUAUCAUAGAAUUGGAGAAAUAUACUGAGACCGUCCCUCAACCUAUUGAAGAUGUUGAAAGCUCUGAAAAUAAAAUAAUUAAGAAACGCAAAGUGAAAACUAGAAAGGGUUCCAAGCAGUAUGAAGUACAAAUCGUGGAAACUAUAGCACCGGACGAUGAUCAUGCAGAAGCAGAGGUUGUUGUUAUAACAACUGAAAUCGUUAAAGACAAUACUGAUGUACCAAUCGAAGAGCAACCAGAAACUCCAAAGAAAACUAUAAGAAAGGUGAAAAAAGAUAAUCUCAAAGAAUAUAUAGUCAGCAUUAUUGAUGAGGCCCCAACAGAACUUCUAGCCAAAAUUUCUGAGGACAUGUCCCCUAUGGCAGAAGUGGAACCUUUAGAAGAUGAAGAUAUCACAAGUUUUAAAACUACAGUAGUUGAUGAUGUUACCGAAGAUGAUGUUAAGCCAGAAAAGGAAUCGGUUGACAGUCCAACAAGCAAGCCAAAGGAUAAAAAGAAGAAAGCAGCUAAGUCGAAAAAGGUUACAGUAAUUGAAGAGCAGCCAGUUCAGGGUGAAGACAGCACUGAGGGAGAAGAAUAUUCUAGUAAGGAUGUAGAAACAUCAAAAUCAUCGUCGCACGAUGAAUAUUCAGUUGAGAUAAUAGAAGUAGCGCCUAAAUCUAAGAAAAAGGUGCCGAAAAAUAAACUUGAGCAGCCUAUGCCUGUCCCGAUAUCAGAACACAAAAUUCGUAUUGAGGAACUAGCACCUGAAACAACAACCGAACAAGUUACUAACGAUCAAGGAGAAGAGGUUGAAAGGGUUACAACUAAGCGAAGACUUAAAAAGAAGGAAGGUCCAAAGGAAUAUCUAAUCGAAGUUGUUGAAACUUACGAAGAAAAUAAGCCCGAGGCAGAAUUGGUUAUUCAGACUAUAGAAAUAACACCAGAAUCAGACUCUCAAGCACCUGAAGAUCACAAAAUUAAAAUUGUGAAAAAGAAAAAACCCAAAGACGAAAAAAUUGACACUUAUAUUCAACAGUUAAUAGAAGAAGAAGUUCCAAAAACAGAGCUUGAUGUCUACGAAACAACCGAAUUGGAGUCAACCCCGGAGUCAAAGAAACCGAAGAAGAUAAAGAAACACCAUAAGAAAACCACCGAAAUAGUUGAUGGUAUUCCACAUACUGUACAUGAAUUUACCAUUCAAGAGUUCGAGCCAGAUGCAGAGCUAGUUCCCGAAACCAUUACAGAAAUUGAGGAUGAUGUAACCCCAAAAACACAGAUAGAAGAUUUCGAAAUAGAGGUAAAAGACGAACAGCCUAAACGUAAGCCGAAGAAAGAUAGGAAAUCAAAGGUGGUGGUGGUCGACGAAGAACCAGUCAAUAUUGAAGACAUUGGGGAAACUGUAGAAGUUACUAAGAUAGUUGAAGACGAUGGCACAACAAAAGAAGUUCAAGUAAAGAAGCGCAAGAUCGUUCGCAAGCAAGGUCCAAAGGAACAUGUUUUUGAAAUAACAGAGACAUCAAAUAAUGAAGAGCCUUUGGCUGAAGUUACCAUCAUUGAUAUUACAGAAGAUGAAAGGCCGAGUGAUACAGUUGAACCACUUACGAAACGGAAGGCACCAAUCAAAAUGCCAAAGAAACUUAAGCGCGAAGACGUGGACAACUAUGUGAUUAAUGUAGUCGAAGAGUUUACACAGCCAAUAGAUACGUUCCCUCAAGUUGAGGAAAUUCUCCUAAAAGAGGAUGAUACUGAAGACAAAAUUCCCAAGCUUAAAACAAAAUCUAUAAAGCCCAAGAAACCCAGAAAGAAAUCUGAAGAUCACACAAUUCGUAUUGAAGAACUUGCUCCUGAAACCAUUAUCGAAGAUAUUGUCAACGAAGAAGGAGAUGAAGUUAAGCAGGUAAAAACUACGAAGAAGCUGAAGAAAAAAGACGGACCCAAGGAGUACUUGAUAGAAAUAACCGAAACCUAUCAAGAGAACAAACCAGACGCUGAUAUUGAAGUAACUACCUUUGAAAUACCUGUAGACGAAACAAGCAAUGUAGAUAGAGAUCAGCCAGUUAAGAUAGUUCAAAAAUUGAAAAAGAAGAAGGCCGUAAAGGAUGAUUUAGAUAAAUAUAUUCAGGAACUUAUUGAGCAAGAAAUUACAAAAACAGAUCUAGAGCAAUAUGAGCCCACUGAAAUUGAAUCGAAGCCCAAGCCGAAGAAAAAAGUAAAAACCCAUCAUAAAAAGAGCGUGGAAAUAAUUGAUAGUGUUCCCGUUACCGUUCAUGAGUUUGAUGUUACGGAAAUAGAACCAGAGCUUAUAGAGGAAGAUAAACAAUUGGUUAUCUUAGACAAACCUGAAGAUGAGACUUCUGAGAAUGAAGAGCCCGUAAAAUAUUUGGCAAAUGUUUUGGACGAGAUUUUAGAACCAACACAAAGCCCUGAUGACAUAACUGACGAGCCGACAACCGUACCUAAGCUAGAGAAGUCACAGAAAAAGAAAAAGAUAGAAAAAGUUCCGGUAGUUUUAGAUGAAAUAUCUGAAUCCACUGAAAUUAUACAGCAGCCUACAGAAGACGGUGUUUUGAAAGAAGUUUCUGUGAAGAAGCGUAAGGUUACUCAUAGGAAGGGUUCCAAGCAAAGCAUCUUUGAGAUAACUGAAACUACUAGCGAUGAUCAACCCAUGGCAGAAGUAACUAUCGUAGAGCUUACGGAAAAUAAGUCAUCCAUUCCGGAAGAAGCCCCAACUGUUGAACAGAAAGUAGUAAGGAAGACUAAAAAACUAAAUAAGGAAGAUGUACAUGAAUAUGUUAUCAAUGUUAUUGAUGAUUUUGUGCAAGAAUUGCCCCUUGUAGCAAUUGAGGACGAAGUAAAGGAAAUUACCGAAAAGAAAAAGGUAAAGACUAAAAAACCUCCAAAGGACUAUAAAUUCAAAGAGACCGAAGAAAUUUUGGCCGAAGAAUUUGAAAAACCUAAGGAUGUUCCUGAAAUGUCAGAUGAGACAGAACGUGAAGUCCCAAUCGAACCCACUGAUUUUACCAUAGGCGUUAGCGAAAAUGUUACUACAGAUGAAAAGAAACCUAAAACACCGAAGAAGCCGAUAAAGUCAAAGCCAGUUAAUGAAAUUGAGUAUGAGAAACAUCCAGACUAUUUGAUAAAGGUAUCAACAGAGGAAACAGCGGCGAAUGAGUUAACAGAGACUGAAAGUGUGAACCUGGAAUCAGAGGAUGUACAGCCAAAAGAGGAACCAGUUUUCCAUAUAGAAGAGAUCGAAACUAUACCAGAUGUAGUUGAAGAACAGGAUGAAAAGAGUGCAACCGAAAAGAAAGUUGUUAGUAAGCGAAAGAUCAGAAAGCAAGUUGGUCCUAAGGAAGAAAUCAUAGAAAUUGUCGAAACUGUCAAGGACGGGCUGCCUGAAUAUGAAGUCACAGUGACUACUGAAGAAGCCGAAAAAGAAGUUGAAGAAAUUCCUCAAGAAGAGAAGCCAAAGAAGGUUAAAAAGACCAAAAAGGUUCCAAAGGAUGAUUUACAUGAGUAUAUACAAAAACUUAUUGAACAGGAUAUUCCGAAGUCAGAAUUAGAGAAGUACGAAAAAAUUGAUUUCGAUGAACCAGUCAAAAUGAAAAAGAAGAAGCCUGUGAAAAAGAUCAAAAUUACAGAAGAAGAAGUUAAGGAUGCCCCUGAAGUAUCAAUUGUAGAAGCUCCCGAAUAUGAAACACAUCCAUUGGAAAGUCCGUUGGAAGAAUCACAAUUGAUGGUUACUGUUAAAGAAUUUAUAGCACCAAUACCCAAAGAAAAAUCCUUUGAAGUUACAGUUCUUGAAGAACUUGUUGAAAAUAAGCCGAUUCCGGAUAGUGAAGGGGAAAUUAAAAUAAAGGAAGUAAAAACAAAGAAAAUAAAACACAAAAAGGGUCCGGAAGAGAUAAUUCACGACAUAACAGUUGUUUAUGAUAAAGAUACUGAUGAAUCCGAAAUUACUAUAGUAACAUCAAGUCCAAACGAAACCGAAGAUCAGAAGGAAGUUACUGUUAAGCAAAGGAAAACCAAAAAGAUUAAAAAGGAUGAUGUUGAUGAUUUCAUUAAAACAGUUAUUGAAGAAGAUGUACCACGAGAACAGCCAUCUGACAUUGUUGAUGUUACGGAGGAAACGGCUUCUCAGAAAAUACCUGAAAAACCAAAGAAGAUUAAAAAGAAGGAAAAAAUGCCGUCAUUGGAAGAGAAAUCAACGCCAACAGAAAACGUGGAAGUUUUAGAGAGCUUACCAACGGAAGAACCAACUGAAGAAUUCCCCGUGGAUGUAGUGGAAGUAUCUGCCACCGUGGAGUCUGAUAAAGAAGGUGAAGUACCCCAAGACCAUAGUAUACCUGAAAAGAAAAAGAAAUCUCCUAAGCAAAAGAUUAAAGUUAUUGAAGAACGACCUGAGAGAGAAACUGAUGUGAAGCCUUUGGAGAUUGUGGAAAAGGAGUUUGAUAUUGAAAAGCCAAUUGAGAAAGAAUACAGUGUCAUUUUCACAGAAGAAGAAUCUAAGCCAAAGGACAAAAUGGAAAAGAAGCCAAAGGAGGUUAAGAAUAAACAAGUUCAACCAGAGGAACCAACUUACGAAAUUUCUGUUAAGGAAAGUCACAUUCAACUCGAAGACCUUCCUUUAACUAUAGAAAUGAUCGAAAGUGAAACAAAAGAGGAAGUAACCACAGAUGAUGCUGGCGAGGUCCAUAAGGUAGUUACAACAAAACAUAAGAUUAAACGUCCAAAGGGAGAAACUGAUGAUGUUAUUGAAAUAAUUGAGGUCGUUACUGAUGAUCAGCCUAACGCGGAAAUUACAAUUGUUGAGUACGAACCGGUACAACCACAUGAGGAAGAAAAGGCCAAAGAACCGAAAAAGAAAUUAAAGAAAGUUAAAAAGGAUGAUAUUCAUGACUAUAUACAAAAACUUAUAGACAUGGAGACUCCUAAAACUGAAUUGGAAAAAUAUGAGAAAAUUGAGUUCGAGCCAAUACCCAAAGAAAAACCUACCGAAACAACGCCUGUAACAGUGACAGAUGAAUCUCCAACCGAGAAACCAAAGAAGGACAAAAGGUCUAAGCCGAAAGAGUUGCCAAAGAAAGAGGAAUCUUUACCAGAACCAUUGGCUGAAAUUACGGUUAUUGAAGAGGAAGAACAUGAAAAGCCAAAAGUAGUCGAAGUAGUGGAAGUUCAACCGGUGGAUGUGAAAAUUACAGAAACAGUCACUGACGAGGGCCAUCCAGUUCAAGAGAAAACUACUAAGCGAGUUUUAAAGAAAAAGGGUCCCGAGGAAGAAACCACUUUCAAGAUAACAACAAUUGAAAGCGAAGGCAGUGAUACCGUGACUGUUAUCGUUGACGAGGAACCCGAAGCCGUGCCAGUUGAGUCUAUUGAAACUCAGCCGGAGAGUGCGGAAGAAGAGAAACCAAAGGCCAAACCGAAGCCUAAGAAAUCAGUAAAGAAGGUUAAAAAAGAUGAUUUGGAUGAAUAUGUUAAGAAACUUUUAGAGGAAGAACUACCAAAGACUGAAAAGGAAGUGUAUGAAAAAGUUGAAAUGCCAGAAAAACCGAAAGACAAAGCCCCAACAGAAAGUGUGACAGAGCCGGCAAAGCCUGGCGUGCCCAAAACCCCAAUUGCAGAUCUUGACUCGCCCUUACCUAAAAAGACCAAAAAACCUAGACCAAAACCAGCUGACGUAGGGGAACAAAGACAAGACGAACCAACGGAAGAGACUGUUUCUGAGACUAAAGACGUAACUGAAGAUACACCAACUCAAAUUGCACACCCCGAGGACACAGCCACUGCACAAAUUACACCAAGCGCACAAGAUGAAAUAUCUACUCAAGAUGACACUAAAGAUACAGUUCAAAAAACAGUUAAGCAUAAGAAAGCUAAGCCAGACACAGUUAAAAGCGUUGAAACAAGUGAAGCACCCGAGGCUUAUAAGGAUUAUCACAUAAGCGUGAUUGAUGAAGAGCCCGAAGAAAAAGAAGUGCAGCCCGAUAAAAUCUUGGAAGUUAGAAUUAUCGAUGAAGUUUCUGAAGUCGAAGAGUCUCAACCCAUCGUCGAAGAAGUCGAAGAGGAGGAUGAAAAACCGACAGCCGAGGAAACAGUUGAGGACGUCACAAAGCCGAAGACAAAGAAAAAGAAGAUUGUCAAAAAGAAGACCCAUGAACAUGAUGAAAUAAUACAAAAGCUGCUUGAACAAGAAAUUGAAAAAACAGAGUUGGAGAAAUAUGAGAAGGUCGAAUUUGAUACACCCAAGAAACUGAAACCCGAAUUCGCUAAUCUCGAACCAAUUAAAAUUGAAAGGAAGGAACAGAAGCCCACAAAGGUCACAAUAGUUGAGGCCGCUGAGAUUCCCAAGAUGGUGAAAUUAAAGCCUGGCAAACGUAAGGAGAAACCGGCAGAAGAACAAACUGUACAACUUCCCAAAUUCAGGCUUAAGACUCGCAUGAUUAUGGUUGAAUAUCCGCCAACCCCGAUUAUACCAAAGUUGACAGACAUUGGUGCAAUUAAGCAGAACGGUGACCUCACCCGCAAUAUUGAGGAAGCGGAAGAGCUACUAAAGUUUAAGCCACACAAGCCCAAGAAAAUUAAGAAAAUUAAAGAUGAUUUGGAGAAGGUGGAGCUUGAAAAGUAUGAAAAAUAUGUUAGUAGUGAAGAAGAACCGGAGGCAAAGCAACCAUAUCAAAAACCUGAAAAGGUACCAAAACCAGAAGAAAGUCCGGAAGAAGUCAAACUUAAAAUUGGUAAGGGCAAGAAGAAGCCUAAGGAGGAAGAAUCUCCUGAAAAUGUUACGCUCAAAAAGAUACCACAAAAGCCCACGGAAUAUGAAGAAGAAAUUGAAAAGAAACCAAAAGAAAAGGAUGUGAUUGUAGCUGAAGAGCAACCAAAGCAGCCCAGGGAGCAGGAUAUACAAGUGGAACCAUUCGAGCCAAUUGAUUAUGAACGGCCUGAAUAUGUCCCAGAAGAACUUGAGGAAGUGGAAAAACCAGAGAAGCCGGAAAAGCAAAAGAAACAAAGUAAAACAAAGUAUAAGCCUAAAGAAAAAUCAAAACCAGAACCGGAAACAAAUAUUACAGAAAUUGUUCCUGGAAAACCAAAAGAACAAGAAGAAGUGCCCGAUACUGGCAUAAAGUUCCGCAAGCCUGAGAGUGAGGCGCCAGAAGAGACUGAUUCUCAAAUUAAACUGAAGCCAGUGAAAAAGACUACUGAAGAAACACCAAUUGAAGAUGUUGUUAACAAGACAACGGUUGAGGAGUCGAAGCCGCAGGCAAAGGUAAUCAAACCUGAAGACGAAGUUAAAAAGUCUAAGAAAUCUAAACCGAAACCUGCACAACAAAAAGAGGAAGAGACUACUCAAGAGAAGCAGCCAGAAUUUGAGGUUUCAGUAAAGGAAGACGAAGCCGUUAUUGAAAAGACCGACGAUGUUGAGAUGCCCAAAGAGGUAAAGGUGAAACAAAAAAAACCGAAAAAAGAACCUGUAGCUGAAGUCGAAAUCGUGGAAGAACUGCCAGAGGCAACAGAAGUGCCUGAAGAAAUCCCUGUAGAGUACAAAAUUACGACAACUGUUUUAGAGCCGGAAGAAGCACCAAAAGAACAUCAAGUUAAAGUGGUUGACUUUGAUGAAAGAGAAGUUACCACUGAAGAGCUUGUUGAAGAAAAGGUUGUUACUAGAAAGAAGAAGCCGAAGCCAGAGCAGCCAGAAGAGUUUGAGGUCACAUUACAGGAGCCACAAACAAUACAACCUGAACCCGAAGAGGAAACAGUUGAAGUUGUGAUUCCUGUUCAACACCCCGAACAAGAAAGUGAUGAAUUUGAAGUCGAGUUGAAGAUAAUCGAACCACAACCAGAAGAGCAAAAUGUCGUUGUGAAGAAAAAGCCUAAAAAGAAGCCUGUGGAAAAAGUAGAGGAGGUGAAACAAGACGUGGUAAAAGAAGUGGAGACUCAACCGGAAGAGCAAAUAGAAGAAGAGAUCUUGCAGGUGGAAGAAGUAGAAAAGGUUGAAGAAUCACAGCCGAAAUCUUUCGAAUUCCAAGUGACUGAAACUGAUGCCCCUCUAAUAAAACCAGCAGAAGUAAUUGAAGAAAAACCAAAAGAAUCGGCAAAGAAACCAGCUCCUAAAUUGAUUGAGAAAUUCGACUCUUAUGAAAUUUCCGUCAAGGAAUCUCAGGUGGAGAAAGUAAUUGAGCAGGUGGAACAACCCGAGGAAGAUGCUCCUGAAGAAGUUCUAAUUACCACAAAAGCAAAAGAGCCGGAACCAGUAGAAGCAGAGUUUGUAAUAACGGAACCAAAACCAACAGAAGAGAGUCAUGUAGAAGCAGAAGUCAAGCCAAAGAAAAUAAAGAAGCCUAAGAAAACUGAAGAGGCCACUAGUCUUGAUAUUAAAGUUGUUGAAGAAGUGCCUGCUCCAGAAGAAAUAAUAGUUGAAGCUGAGCAACCUGAUAUUGUUGAAAAGGAAACUGUUCCCGCUGAAGAAACACCAAAAGAAUAUAAGAUUCGGGUAUCUGAUACAGAAAUUGAGCAACCAGAAGAACCAACUGCUGCAGAAUUUACAGUAAAGAAACCGAAACCUUCCCUUGUUGCUGCAGAAGAACCGGAAGCAGAGUUUGUUUUAAAAGAGAGCAAGCCUGUAGAAGAAGUAACCGAAGCAGCCGAAAUAAAAACAAAGAAACCUAAAAAGAAAGUUAAGGAAGUUGUGGCGGAAGAACUUAAGAUCCAAAUCAAUGAAGAGAUUCCUCAAGAAAUUCCCGUAGUGGAAGAAAUUGUGGAGGUUGUGACAGAAAAAGAGGAGGAUGUACCUUCUGUUGAAUAUAAAUCGUAUGAAAUUGGUGUGAAGGAAACAGUACCUGAAAAACCUGCCGAAGAAGAAGUAAUUGAGGAGCCAUUGGUAAAGGAACCAGUAAUCGAAGAGGAAGCACCUACUGUUGAAUACAAGUCCUAUCAGAUAGGUGUGAGAGAGACAGUAGCUGAGAAGCCUGUUGAGGAAAUUCCAGCAGAAGACCAAUUGGUGGAGGAGCCUACAGUCGAAGAGCCACAGCCAGAAGCCUUUGAAGAACUUAAAGUCAGAGUUAUCGAAGAGACACCCCGUGAAGUUGUAGAAGAAGUUCUCGAAGAGAGCAUUAAGGUGCACCGCAAGAAGAAGCCGAAGCCAGAAAUUACUGAAGAGCCAGAGGCUGAAAUAAGCAUUCCCGCUUCAAAACCUGUUGAUGAAGUGGAAGCGGUCCAAAGCGUUACCAUUGUACCAGAGAUCUCGACUGAAGAGGAUGCUGCAGAGCUUAAGAUAACUAUUAUUGAUGAAAUAUCUCAGCCGCAAGAACUUAUUCAGGAGAUUGAAGAAAUCGAGACGCUUAAGGAAGCAGUCGCUGAGCCGGUACCGGUAGAAAAGCCAAAAGACUAUAAAUUCAGUAUAAAAGAGUCUGAGGCGCGAAAGGAAAGUAUCGAGGAAUUGCCUGAACAACAGGUUACCAUUCAGAAAAAGAAGAAAGUUCCGGACCAAAAAGAAACUGUAGAAGAUUUACCCGAAGAGCAGGUUACCAUUCAAAAGAAGAAGAAGAAGCCUGAACCUCAGGUUAUAGAAGAGCCCGAAGCCGUUUUCGAAAUCAAGCAAAAACAACCAGUGGAAGAAGUUACAGAAGAGGCUAAAAUAAAGAAGAAGCCGAAGAAACCGGUAAAGGAAGAAGAGGCAGCUGCAGAGCUUAAAGUUACUGUCAUCGAGGAAUCUACACCAGAACCAAUAAUUGAAAUCGUCGAAGAAAUUGAAGAGCAGGUGGAAGAGACCCCUGAAGUUGCGCCAGUUGAAAAACCCACUGAGUACAAAUUCAAGCUGGAAGAAAGCCAACCCGAAGCUCCAGAAAAAAUUGAGGAAGAGGAUGUUCAGGAGGUGAUCUUGCCUAAGAAAACUCCAACGGUCAUUGCACCGAUUGAAGAACCUGAAGCUGAAGUUGUCCUUAAACCCAAAUCUAAGCCUGAAGAAGUACAGGAGGAAGUCAAAAUAUCAAAAAAGAAACCCAAAAAGAAGGUUGUAGAGGAAGCUGCUGAAGAACUAACAGUUAAGGUAGAAGAAGAAGUAACUCCUGAGCCUAUAAUUGUGGAGGAAGAAGUAGAAGUAGUUGAAGUUAAGAAACCAGAAGAACCAACACCCGAAGAAAUAGUCGAUGCUGCCGUUUUCAAACUGAAGAAGCCAGAUGCACCUGAGGAAGAGGAUGUGGUCGCUGAAGUUAUUUUGAAACCAAAGGUACCCAAGGAGGUGCAAGAGGAAGAGUUCGCAGUCGAUUUCAAACUGCCAAAAGAAAAUAAGGUUUCUGAAGAAACAUCGGAUGAAACUGUGCAGCUCAAGAAGAAGAAGAAGCAACAUAAACCAGUGGAAGAAGCUGCGGAUGAGCUACAACUUCAGCAAACUGUUAUCGAAGAGAGACCAAUAGAGAUUGAAGAAGAAGAAAUCAUUGAGGAAGCCGUUGUAGUAAGAAGGAAACCAAAGAAACCAUUCCAACCAACGGUAGAAGACCAUGAAGAAACUGAAUUCAGUCUCUCAUUUAAAAAGCCUCACACUGUAACUGAAGGUGUUGAAGAAGCAGCUACAGUUCUUAAGAAACGUCCAGUAAAACCCAAGACCCUAGACGAAGCUGCAGCAGAACUGUCCAUUAAGCGCCUGGAAGAAGAAUACGAAGAAGGGGAUGACGUUGAAGAAUUUUUGGUUAGCCAACGGCCCAAGCCAAAGCCACUGCAAGUUACCGAUGAAGAAGACCAAGAGUACACUAUCAAAAAGCUCAAACGUCGCAAGAAGGUGGACAUUCCUGAAUUCUCUGAUGUUGAAAAUGUUACUUUCCGACCAAAGACUACCAAGACUAAAGAAGACGUGGACCAAGAGUUCAAUAUUGCCCUAGACUCCUAUGCUGAGGAGGAAGUGUCCAUGUCCGGAAAGGUGAAACUUAAGAAACCAAUAAAGUUGACCUACUCGGAAGCCACUGAUGAGGCAAGGAUUAAGAUUUUACAAGAUUAUGAUGACGGUGAAGGUCCAAUAAUUGAAGAAAUACAUGACGAUGAAGAUACUAUUGAUGAAGUUGAGGAGCCUGAAGAGUACUUGGUUGAGGAGCUUCCUCCAGACGAGGUUGACUUUAAGCUAAAACCGAAAAAGCAGCCCAAGCCACACUAUUCAGUCCAAGACGAAGAAGAGGAACAAUUUCUGAUUGGUCUUCGACAUGCCAAACGUGAUUCAGUGACGUACGAUGAAGAUUCUCUAACAUUCAAAAAGAAGCGUAAAAUCGUGCAACAACUCUUCAAUGAAGAUGGCGCUUCUCUUAACAUUACUAGGGAAAUGGAUGUGGAAGAAUCUCAAUUCGAGAACAUCAUGUAUUCUAUUUGCAAUUACAUUGCUGAUAACGAUGAGGCAAUCAAUUUAGUGGAGGGUGAAAAAGUACAGGUUAUUGGACGCCAUAGCUCUGAAUGGUGGUAUGUCAAGAAGAGCAUUACGGAAGAGGAAGGUUGGGUGCCUGCCCAAUAUCUUAUGGAGCCCGCGGAAUAUGCCCAAUAUGUGCAGAAUAAGUUGCAUGAAAAGAUUGAUAAGCUACCCGUGUUUGAAAGACCUGGACCUCAAGACAAACCGAUAGCACCGCGAUUCAUUGAAAAGUUACAGCCAAUACACACUCCUGAUGGUUAUACAGUGCAGUUCGAAUGCAAGGUCGAAGGUAAUCCGAGACCACAGAUCGCUUGGUUCCGCGAAACAGCCAUCAUAAAACCCUCACAGGACUUCCAAAUGUUCUACGAUGAUGACAAUGUAGCCACAUUGAUAAUUCGUGAAGUCUUCCCAGAAGACGCUGGCAAAUUCACUUGCGUGGCCAAGAAUGCCGCUGGUUUCACUUCUAGUACAACCGAAUUGAUUGUCGAGAGUCCGUUAUCGGAUCAUGGCUCAGAUGCCACGGCACUUUCGCGCAGGAGCAUGUCCCGUGAAUCUUCCUUGGCUGAUAUACUUGAGGGUAUACCGCCAACAUUUUCGCGUAAGCCAAAGGCCCAAUAUGUUGAUGAAGGUACCAAUGUAAUCUUGGAAUGCCGUCUUGUUGCGGUGCCCGAGCCUGAGAUCGUUUGGACCUUCAAUGGUGAAGACAUUGAUGAGGAAGAGAUUAAAAAUAUUCGGAUUGUUACCGAAUCGGAUAUGCACAUGUAUUGCAGCGUUGUGCAUAUUACGAAAGUUAAAAAAUCUCAAGAGGGUACAUACGAAGUUAUAGCCACAAAUCGCGAGGGCGAAGCUCGUUUGCCCAUCACAUUGAAGGUACGAACCUCGGACAAAGAAGCUCCUCAAAUUUUGGAACCUUUACGUAAUAUGGUGAUACGUGAGGGUGAAAGCGUUGUGCUUUCGACACAAAUUGUUGGUAAUCCUGUGCCAAAGGUAACCUGGUACAAGGAUGGCAAGCCCAUUAAGAACGCCAAAUCAGAAAAAGACUUACAUACUCUAACACUGAUUACACCAAAGAAGUCGGAGAAGGGUGAAUAUACAGUCAAGGCUGUUAAUCCAUUGGGCACUGUGGAAACCACUGCUUAUCUUACAAUUGAAGAACCCACCAGUGGUAAUGCAGAGCCUCCAUUAUUUGUGGAGCGUUUCGAGGAGCAAUCGGUGCCGCAAAAGAGCGAGAUUCGCUUACCUGCCAAGGUUUCGGGCAAUCCAGUUCCUGAGGUACAAUGGCUGUUCAACAAUAACCCAUUGUAUGCCAGCGAGCGAGUACAACAGAUUUAUGAUGGCGAAAAUAUUGAGCUCAUUAUACAGAAUGCCAAUCCAGAAACUGAUUCGGGUGACUACAAGUGUAUUGCCAGCAAUCCCAUAGGCAAAACAUCACACGGUGCACGUGUGAUUGUUGAGGUCGAUGAGGUGACCUUUACCAAGAAGCUGAAAAAGACCAUUACUAUUGAGGAGGUGCAGUCCCUGACAUUGGAAUGUGAAACCUCUCAUGUGGUCUCAACCAAAUGGUUCUUCAAUGGCAAGGAGCUGAGCGGCAUGGACCAUCGCGUUGUCGUUGAGGAUGGCAAGACGCACAAGCUGGUCAUUAGGAACACAAAUCUACGUGACUCCGGUACAUACGUAUGCAAGGUAAAGAAGCAAGAGACGCAAUCAACUGUGGAGGUGCUGCAGCGUAAGCCAGACUUCCUAAAAGUGCUAGAAGACUAUGAGGUAACCGAAAAGGACACAGCCAUUCUGGAUGUCGAGCUGACAACAGAAGCUGUAGAAGUCACCUGGUACAAGGAUGGCGAAAAAAUCACACCAGAACACAAAAACUGUGAGUUCAUCAAGGAUGGCAAAUCGAGGCGCUUAGUUAUACGCGAUACAACAAUUCAUGAUGAGGGCGAGUACACGUGCAAGCUGGAAGGCCAGGAGUGCAGCGCAGAACUUACUGUCAUUGAACUGCCACCAGAGAUCAUAAAACCCUUGAAGGACGUCAACGUCACAAAGGGUGAAAAUGCCACGUUCAACAUUGAGCUGAGCAAGGGCGAUGCACUGGUAAAAUGGUUCAAGGAAGGCAAAGAAAUCAAGUUCACUGAGCGCAUACAGCUAGCGAUUGAUGGUAAAAAGCAAUCACUGCGUAUUUUGAAGGCCAAGCCUGAAGAUGUAGGCGAGUAUUCCAUUCAGGUUGGAGAGCAAACAUCCAAGGCGAAGCUGACAGUUGAGGAGCCAUUAGUAGACUUUGUGCUUCGGUUGCCCGACGUCACGCUGGCUACCAAGACCACAGAUGCUGAAUUCACAGUCGAGCUCUCUCAGCCCGAUGUGGAGGUUACCUGGUACAAGAAGGGCAAGCCCAUCAAGCCGAAUACGAAGCAUGAGGUCUUCGUUGAGGGCACUGUUAGGCGUCUGGUCAUUCAUGAUGCUAGCGACGAUGAUGCGGGUGAAAUCAGUUGCGUUGCCGAAAACGUCACCAGCAGCAGUAAGCUUUGCGUUGAGGAGCUUAAACUGCCGCCCGUGAUUACCUCUGACAAGGAUCAAACCAUCAAAGUGAAGGAGAACGAAGACGCUACCUUCACUGUCAAAUACACAGGCACGCCCACACCCGAAGCUGAGUGGACGACGCGCAAGAUUGUCAUUCCCAAGUCAAAGCGUACUAUUCCUACUAUAGAUGAACAAUCCGCAACUCUUACCAUCAAGAAGGUUGUCGACGAUGACGAGGGCGAGUACACGGUUAAGCUUGUAAAUCCUGUGGGUGAGGCAGAAGCCAGCCUACAUUUGGUCAUUAUGCGCAAACCCACGGCGCCAGGCACACCACAGCCUUUGGAGGUGAUGCACGAUUCGAUUACACUUUAUUGGAAGGCCCCGGAGGAUGAUGGCAAAUCUGAAAUUAUUGAAUACAUUCUGGAGUAUCAGGAUGUAAAGCAGGAAAAAUGGACUGAGAUACGCAAGAUUAAAGAUACAACUUAUACCAUCAGCAAGCUGAAGAUCGAUACAGAAUACGUAUUCCGUGCGAUUGCAGUCAACGAAGUUGGCCCAUCACCGCCCUCACCCAUCUCGUCGCCCAUACGCCUGAUGCCUAAGGUUGAAACCGAAGCACCCAGCGUACGUGAGCCUUUGCAGGAUAUUGUCAGUGAUCUGAAUAAGGAGGUGACAUUGUCCUGUGUGUUUGGCGGCAUUCCAGAGCCAAGUGUCACAUGGAAAAAGAAUGGCCAAGUCUUCGAGUCGAGUAGUUUGCGCUACGAGAAUCGUGUUGCCAAAUAUACCAUUGAAAAGACAACUAUUGAGACUGAAGCCACAUACACAUGCGUGGCUACGAAUGAAAAGGGCUCCGUGGAGACAUCGUGUAGACUAAAACUGCAGCAGAAGCCAGUCGUAGAAAUUGAGGAGAAGUACUUGUCCCAAAAACUGCGCACUGGCAGCACUCUCACCAUUCCAGCAACAGUUCGUGGCUAUCCAAAGCCAACUGUGACCUGGCACAAGGAGACUGUCGAACAGAAAUCAACCACCAAGGAAAUCACCAUUGAGACCACAGAGACAAGCUCCACAUACACCCUUAAGAAGGUAACACGCGAACACUCUGGACGCUACAAGGUGACGGCAACAAAUGAAUCGGGAACUAGCUAUGCAGAGUGCACGGUUCAAGUGAUUGACAAGCCAAGCAGGCCACAGUCCCUGGAGAUUAAAGACAUUAAAAAGGAUUCUAUUACCUUGGAAUGGACGCCACCUAUCGACGAUGGCGGCAUGGACAUUAAGCAGUAUACGCUAGAGAAAUGCGAUGUACAGAACAAUGUCUGGAUGAAGGUUUCAGAUUUCGACAAGGACAUCAACUCGUACGCCAUUCAAAAACUUUCCAUGAAUGCGCAGUACAUGUUCCGAGUGGUGGCUAUUAACCCCAUAGGUGAAUCGGAGCCAACGGAGAGUGAGACUGUGACCAUAACAAAGAGGUUUGAAAAACCAACUCCACCACGUGAUCCUACCUCGGUGUCUGGCAUGAAUGAUACUUCAUUUACAUUAUCCUGGGAGCCAUCGGAGAGUGAUGGUGGUUCCAAGAUAAUUGAAUACAUUGUGGAAAUAAGGGAAGAGACUGAAACCGUUUAUCGCUCUGUGGGCACUACAGCGGGCACGGUAACAAACAUUCAAGUUGAAAAAGUUGUGAAGAACAAGGGCUAUCUGUUCCGGAUCUACGCUCGAAAUGAGGUUGGCACCAGCGACGCGUUCGAGACAACAGAAAAGAUUGUUGUUGGUCGCAAGAUAACGCCGCCAUCGCCACCUCAAAACCUGAGAGCACCAGAUGUAACAAGUCGCAGCGUAACUCUCGAUUGGGAGGUGCCAGCCAGAAACGGUGGUUCAGAAAUUACAGGCUAUUGCGUGGAGAAACGUUCCUCAACAUCAACAAGCUGGUCUAAGGUUAUAACUUUGGAUGCACAUCAACUGCACUACACCAUAGACAAUUUGAAAGAUAAGUGCGAGUAUUGGUUCCGUGUGUCAGCGGAGAAUGAGGUUGGAUUAGGUGCACCAGCCGUCACAGAAAGCAUAUCGCUAAAGACACAUGCAACCGUACCAUCGCCGCCAACUGCUCCACUGGAGGCGCGAGUUAUUGCUGCCAAUGCCCACGUAUUCGAAUGGGGUAUACCCGAGUCAGAUGGAGGUGCGCCACUGCUCGGCUAUCACAUAGCCAUACGUGACAUGAAGAAGUCCAUGUGGAUUGAGGUUGGUCGGGUGCCAGCGGGUGUGCAGAAAUUCCAAAUAAGAGACUUGCAAGAGAAUCACGAGUAUAUGAUACGUAUAUUCGCUAAGAACGAGAUUGGUCUGAGUGAACCUCUCGAGUCAGAGGAGCCAUACAAAGUCAUGACUGCCGGUCAUGCCAGCCUGCCCGACGAGCCACGCACGGAGAUGAGCACAUGCAACACAUCAUCGUGGCUGCGGGAUCAUAAUAUGGAUGCGGAUAUACACUCGUAUGCCCGCGGCCGGCUGCUUCAACGCGAUGAGUACUUCUUCCGCCUCUGGGCUCAAAUGCCCAAGAAGAAGAAGAGCUCAAAGUAGACAAAAACAAAAACCACAAAUAAUAACAAAAACUCAAGCAAAUAGCCAUGACAAAACGAAUGAAAUUUAGGUUAGGUUAAGCAUAUUUCAAUUGUAUUUUAAUGAAUUCUUGAUUUUUAUUAGCUUUUUAUUACUUUUAAUGUAUCCAUGUAAAGAGAAUGUAAUGUUCGGAUUUGCGUCCAGCGACAACGAUGUCCACGAAACUCAAUCAGAAAAGGGCGAGCGAAGACAAACUUAAUGUUUUGAGUGCGUGGACGUGGCUGUUAGAUUGUGACGGCACUGGCCCAUUACAUAAUCUAUGAAAGAAAUUUAUAUUUUUAAUUUGCAUAAAUUCGUAUAAUUUCCUUCGCUUUAUUUUUGUAAGCUGUGAUAAAUUUAUCAAAUUCGAAAGCGUCAAACGAUAAAAUGCCAUGACAUUUGUGCCACGACACAUCGCGCAUCGGGCAACGGGCAGCCAACGCGCCAACACCCAACAACCAGCAGUAUCGACAACAACAACAACAACAAUAACAACCACAACAACCAACAAGAACACACAAGAACAACAAGAACCGUUACAACACAACACAAGUGACUCAAUAUCCUCUAGGGAGACAAACAACAAAUGGUGCAAUUCGAUAUGAGUUACGAGUAUGUUGUGUAUGUGUGUGCAUGUCUGUCUGUGGGUGUGUGUAUGUGUGUGAGUGUUGCGUUGCGCGUCGCGCUGACUGGCCCUUGCCUUUGCCGUGUGCUCGCUGUGAGCAAAUUUAUGGCAUCCAGAGGGUUACAUAACUAUACUUAUAUUGAGGAAGAGCCCAACAUGACUUUAAAGAAACAAAACUAAAUGAAAAACAAAGAAAAUAAAAUAAAUAUGAAUAA
Messenger RNA from Drosophila novamexicana, 57554 nucleotides. RefSeq names its product titin. The transcript is spliced from 37 exons. Gene Ontology annotation, molecular function: protein binding. The record is from RefSeq and is a predicted model, not a curated record. Bases 390 to 56696 code for a protein of 18768 amino acids. NCBI's taxonomy places the organism in Eukaryota, Metazoa, Arthropoda, Insecta, Diptera, Drosophilidae.